This is a messenger RNA of Podarcis lilfordi (Lilford's wall lizard), 44687 nucleotides long. NCBI's taxonomy places the organism in Eukaryota, Metazoa, Chordata, Lepidosauria, Squamata, Lacertidae. The record is from the annotation of a GenBank genome assembly.
CUCUCCAACGGCACCAAGCUGCAGGGCCUGGUGGCCAGCUUUGGUGAGAUCUUCAAUCUUGGCUUCUUUCCUCAAGGGCACCUCGCCUUCCUUCUCAGGUUCCCCGGGUGCCUCUGCCUCUGCCUUUCCUUUGCAUUUCUUCUUUUUCUUGUUGGGCACCUUAGAGCCCUGCCGUCCGCAUUCUUCUGGGCUGAGCUGUGCCUCCAGUACAGAGGAUUCCUCCAGAGCCAUCAGUGGUUGCUGCUCAGCUGGUGGGAGUCCAUUUCUAGGGGAAACACGAGCAAGGAAGAGCAUCACGUGGAGAACAUCCAGUAAAGCGGAAACCUUGUCAUCGUUUCAGGUCGUUAACAGCACUUGCAAUACACCACAUGUUUCAAAAUCAGCUCAGGAGGUUUAAAAAGAGAGAGAGAGGGUGCAAAGCGUCUUCCGGAGACCUGGAUGGAUGCAAAAACAAAUUGUAGGGAUAACUUGAUGUGAGAAAGCAAUGGGGAAGAAGGGAGAGGAGAGAUAACAAGAGGAAAUUGGGUGAGUGUUGGCUUCAGCUGUUGAAUUUAUUCCUGUUUUGCAGCCGUGAAAGAAAGAAACAGGAGCCCCUGUGCAAGAAGAAGAAAAAGAAGAAGAAGAAGAAGAAGAAGAAGAAGAAGAAGAAGAAGAAGAAGAAAAGUUGGUAACUAAUUUAUUUAAACACAUGCCUACAAUAAUAAUAAAGGUCUAUGACUCACCGAGAUGAAAGUCAGUAAUAUUUUUCUAGUGAACGCUGGCGAUCUUGGAUAGGAUUUGUGGAGCUACAGAUCACUUUUGCAGAUGCUGUCAAAUGUCAGCAUCACGCAGGAAAGUUCAUUUGGUGAAAUUUUCAAGGGUUUCUUAUUUAAAAGACUUUUUUUAUGCCCAGGCUUUCUUCGUAGAGUACAACAAACAUUUUUCAAGGUCAUGUACAUAUAUAGCUUUCAGACGUGCAAUUUGAUGGAAGCCUUUUGUAGGAAAAUGUAAGAAAUUGUCACCAUGCCAAUCUCCCAGUCCCUGCAGAGCAAACUCUGGCCUCCCUCCCUCCUUCCCAUGAUGGCUUGCGAGGAUUCAAGUUUCUUUUCAGUAUGCCUGAGACAUGCUGACUCUCUCCAUGACAACCAGCUCUAACAACUGAGGACCCACAUCUCUCUCUCUCUCUUCCCUAGGUUACCUGUGAUGGUAUUUGCAUGCAACCAGUCUCCUGUUGCUUUUUAAAGACACAGGUACAUUCUUAUGAGGUGCACAGACUUAUGUGCCUGGCAGAAGCAUGCAAGUGUAAACAGAGAAUUGGCCAGACCCCCGGGGGGGGGGGGGGAAUCUACCUAUUCAUUUUGGCGUGUUUAUGUGGAUUAAGCCUUGGUUCUAAAACCAGUGUCUUAGACCUUAAGAAGACAUCUGAAGGCAGCCCUGUUGGAAUUCACCCAGAGUGGCUGGGGCAACCUGGUUAGAUGGGUGGGGUACAAAUAAAUUAUUAUUAUUAUUAUUAUACCUCUUUGGUCACAUCUCCUGCUGUAUGAUUUGGCUUCUUUUGUUUGAGGACCCAGAUGCAGGGAAUGCUACUUUAGCUCUUACAUUUUGGGAUCUUUUUUUUUUUUUUUAAAUCAUAUUUAUUAAAGUUUCCAAAAAUAUAAAAAUACAAAGAAAAAAAGAAAAAGAAAAAAAAGAUAUUUAAAAACCUUACUUUCAUUGCCUACUUUCUGGGACUCCCUCCCCCGACUGUAUUCCCUUUCCUUAAUUUAGUUCUACAAGCUCUCACUCCCAAUUUGAAGCUUAAUUUGUUUAACCCACUAUCCAAAUUGAAUUGUACAAAUCUUACCACCGUCCCACAUCAUUAACAAGAAAAGAAAAAAGAUUUUCCCCAAGAUCCACCCCAGUUCCUUCCACGAAUUCCCUUUUUUAAACACGUCCAAUCAAAAUAAAAUGACAUGCGUAAGUUAUGUAAAAAAAUAAAAAAUAAAAGAUAUAGAAAAUUCAAAAGAUGGUUACACAGCCAUUGGAUUUCAAAUAUCCCCCCCCCCUUCCCCGGUUUGAAUUCCCAUAUCCAUCAGUCUAUGCAUUAUCAGCUUGGAAAUCUCACUCCAUGUCCAAAUUUCUCCCCGAGUCCUUCUUGCCGUUUUUCUUUUAAUUGAUUAAUAAUAUGUAACUACAAGUGUCCAAUCUUCCAAAGGCCUUUAAUUUCCUUGAUCUUUACCACUCCUCCCGUUGUUCUUUCCGUGUCGUAAUCAGUCCUUUAUUCUUCUUUUCCUCACUUUCUCAGGUUUCUUGUCCUGUUCAGCUGCUAAAACUUUCUAAUUCUACAUUUUGGGAUCUUGGGGACACCCAGGGUGCAGCCUGAGCUCUCCUGCCUCAGGCUGUGUAAGCAGAAAGCACUGGUGGCAGCCUAUUACUGGCUUUUAUUGACAGCAUCCGCUCCCCCUUUCUGUGUGUGUGUGGGGGGGUGCUCUGCCUUGGUACCCCCAGGUGUGGGACUGAGGUCAGGUGUUUGUGGAGUCCCAGGGGGAGGAACUGGACAGCAAUGUGCCCACAUUUGCUCCCAUCUAGACUUAGAAGGUAGGGCCGCGGGUGGCGCUGUGGGUAAAACCUCAGUGCCUAGGACUUGCCGAUUGUAUGGUCGGCGGUUCGAAUCCCCGCGGCGGGGUGAGCUCCCGUCGUUCGGUCCCAGCUCCUGCCCACCUAGCAGUUUGAAAGCACUCUUAAGUGCAAGUAGAUAAAUAGGUACCGCUUUAUAGCGGGAAGGUAAACGGCGUUUCCGUGUGCUGCGCUGGUGCUGGCUCGCCAGCUGCAGCUUCGUCCCGCUGGCCAUGUGACCCGGAAGUGUCUUCGGAUGGCACCGGCUCACGGCCUCUAGAGCGAGAUGAGCACGCAACCCUAGAGUCGGACACGACUGGCCCGUACGGGCAGGGGUACCUUUACCUUUAGACUUAGAAGGUAAACCUUUUGCAAAGCACCUCCUAACAAAAACUACCAGCAAUCAUGGGUGUAGCCAGGGGGAGCAGUUGCCCCCUCUAAAUCAAGUAACUAAAUACUCAACUAACUGACCAACUGAGUGGCAGAUAGCUCUGCCCUCCCGCUAACAAAAGUCCUCCCCCCCACCCCCGCAAUACCAGCGCCCAUACCAGCGAUGCUCAAAAGAUUUGACACGGCAUUCUAGGAAAGGGGUUUUUGUGUGAUUCAUGUAAGGUUUAUGCAAAUGUGAUUUGUGCAAACCACAGACCAAUCUGCGAAGUCCCUUCCAACGCUACAAUUCUGAUUCUGUGAAAUGAACGAACCGCAGAGGGUCCCUAAAUUUAUGAUUAAAAUGACCCAGCAGAAGGUUGUUCACGCGGAGGGGACGGAAGAGCUGCGUUUGUGCAGGGAUAGCAAAGCGUGCAGUCCCGGCAGCGUGCCCUCAGAACUUGCAGCCGUACCCUCAGAAACCUAGGCUAGAAUGCACUGGGCAUUUGUACUAGGGUGUCGCUUCUCGAUCUCGUGGCUGAGAUCAAAGUGAAGUAUCUGGGUUGUGUUUUUUUUUACAGUUUAACAUUUUGUUCACACCUGGAGAAUAUACCAGAUAUUAAAGAGAUUUUUGAAACUAGGAGAUGGAUUUGUGGCUUGCUCCACGCACUGAACCGGGAAUUGCAGUGUUUCCAGGUACAGUGCCAUUUCUUAAUUUUGGUUUAAAAACAAGUGAGUGAGUUUCUUGUUUUCACAAGUGUUAUGCAGAGUUUUCUUAUUUUAAAAAAAGUUGUGGGGUGAACGUAGGGAUUAGAUUGGUAAUUGACACCUUUUCCUUUCCCCCCCUCGUGUUGCAAUUUUAGCAAGCAGUCCCUCCUUUGCUUUCUUCUUUACAGAUGCAUAUAAAGAUAGCGAGGACUAAAAAUGGGGACUUCAGACCACGAAAGCGUAUGCGACAAUAAAUUUACUACCGUGAUCUUCUUUGCCGUUUUUACUUCUUCUCAAGCAGGCCUGACUUUUUGGAGAACCUCUCUCUUUUAAUCAGCCCAUUUGAAAAGAAAAAUGACACCAAGCACGAUUAUGCGCGCAAAAAGGAACUGAAAAUACUGGAAGAAAUACUCGUGACUGUAGCAAAAGGACGCCCAUAAAUCCGUUUGUCUCUGACAAACAAGCAACAAGAGUCUUGCUGCGCCUUAGGUGGCCCUCCGGAUAGUUUUGAGGACUGCAGCUCCCAUCAGCCCCAGCCAGCAUGCCCAAUGGGUAGGGAUGAUGGGAGUUGCAGUCCAGCAGCUGUUGCAGCCCCGCAGCGGAUUUCCCCGUCCCUGGUUUCUGGAAACUGGGGAGCUCGAACACGCUUUGCUCCUCCCUUGCUUCCCGAGCUCUCCCUGCAAACCCCGCCCGGGAAGGCGUACAAAGCAUCCCGCAAUGCAACUGCUUUGGCUGGACUCACCGAGGAAACUACAGAUCCCAGGAUCCUCCGCGGCGGCCUCAGCUGGAAAGAGAACGAAGGGAGGCGGCGGGAGAUUCAAACUUCCAGCGCGGAGCUUGCUUGGCUCCCCCAGAGGAAGCGCAGCCGCCGGAGAUGGAGCAGACCCACCAGCGCGCGGGGGGCGGGCAGGCCCGACCCACCUGUGAGUUGCCCGUCGGGGUUGGGCUGGGCUGGGCUAGUGGGGGACGGGCUCACAAGCCCAAAGAGUCGAAGGUGGGGGACCCGGGGAGAGGAAUGUAGCACAGAUAUCUGUUUGUCUGACUGCAUUUCAAAUUAUGUCGCUUUUUUCUUUUGCAUCCCUGGUGAGUGAUUUAGGUGCAAUCCUAUACAUUCUUUGAAGUCAUUAUGAAAUAAUAACUAUGAUUCUAUGAACUGAAGACAAGCAAACGAGAUCCACAGUUCGACCACACCUUUGUGGGUGGGAUCGACCGAAACGUGGCGAGCUUUCAAUCUGCUCAGAGCUAUUUAUCGGACGAAAUAUUACAUAAAAGGGGGAGGACAAGUAGCAAGGGGGGCGUUAUUUAACCUGAAAUCUCUAUCUUGGACCUAAGUCCCUAAGUGUGACCUCAUGGCUACAACACUCAGCCUAAUUAAAAAAGGUCUCCUCCAAAGUCUCCCUGUGACAGGGAGGAGGUGCAGUUGAAGUUAGUAAAGCUUUUAUUCUGAGUACCGGUAAAUGUGCCUGGGGGAGCCACAGGGAUAUGCCCCUGUUCCAGGUGCAGCAUAUUCACUUACCAUGUAAUUCUAUACAGGCAUAUCUCCUUGGAAGUAAGCUCCGUUUUGUUCAAUGGGACUUACUGCCAGCUUAGUGUGUGCAGCCAUCUGCAUCUCAAAAUACUUUGCAUUCCACCAUUUGCAGAUUUUUCUUCGUUUCUCUUGGUAUAUAUCGUAACUUACAAAAGGUGAAUGAGAAUGGAAGUUUAUUUUUAUUGUAAAAUCAGCCCUUAAUAAAAUUAAGCAGCUGUUAAAACCUGUUUAUUGAAAUUUUGGGCUGUUGAUUUUGACCCAUGGACUCCUUGGUCCCCCUCACCACAAAACCUGUGUCUGUGGACCAGCAGAAAGGCAAAUAACUUUGCUGUGUACUCAGAGGAAUUAGUUGCUUACCUUAAUUGGAUUGACAAGCAUAAUUAUCAUAAUAAAUAAUAUUAAGCUUCCUUAUACUGAGUCAGACCAAUGCUCCAUCUAGCUAGUAUUGUCUACCCUAACUGGCAGCAGCUCAGGCAGGGGUCUCUUUUCUUUUCUUUCUGCGGGGGUAGAUACAAUGCAUGGUUUGGCCACGUAGGAAAGGAUGCCGGAUGAUAUGGAUGUUGGAUGUGAUCCUAUCAAGCAAUUCUUCCAUUGAUAUUUAUCCACUCUCACCCAACUGCCUAUGAAGCAAUGUUUUGUUAACUUUCCUCUUAAAGCAGCAGGGUGUGUGUGAAAGAGAGAGUAAGCACACAGACAUACCACACAUACCCCUCCUACCAUGCAAAAUAUCUGUUUACAUGCUUUCGAAAGAACCGUUAGGAAUGAAGUGAGUGCCUGUGAAAUGCCUUGCCAGUUUGGCAGCAAGGAUAGGGUUUGAAGUGAGUGAGUCAUAACAUUGACUGGAGCUGUUUGACCUAUGCUUCUGUUUUCUUUUUCUUUCUUUUAAUGGGCUCCUUUCCAUUCUGGAGGAAUGAUUUCCUACUUCUCCAGAACUGCAUUUGCUUUGUAUGCCAACAGGACAGAGGCUGUAUAUAGCGUUGCUGUUAGAGCACAGCUAGGCUCAAAGUUGGUGGGCAGGAAGCUGUUUCUUGAGACAUUCUCUAAACAACUCUAAAUGUCCAGAGCUGGUUAGGCUCAAAUCUUUUCAUGGGAGAUAAUAUUAAUCCCUGGUAAGUUAUCUUUUACUAGCAGUCUGGCUGGUAAUAACGAGGUACGGUGCUGGAAAAGCCUGGAGGGUGCUUCUUUGAAAAAAAUAGGUACAAUAAAAUCUGGCAAAUAGCACUUGUUGAAACUAUUAAAAUAAAAUUGGCAUAAGGUUUGAAGCAUAAAAAACUGUUUUACAACUGAUUGGUGCAGCUCUGUUAUGCACAUGGCUAAAAAUGAAAACAGAGGACUCCCUUCACAGUAUACAACUUUGCGAUUAGCAGCAUACACUGUUUAUCGCCUCCUAUACAAACAUUUACUUUUGGUGUCAGCGUGGAAUCUUCUACUUUAUGCAUGUAUGGUGUUAUGAAAUGUUGUAAGAAUCUCAUUCAUAUAUAGAGAGAGAUAUUCUAGGCCCUUUAGAGCUUUAAAUGGCCAAGACCAGCUCCUUGAAUUGAUUCCAGGAGCAAAGUAGCAACCAGAGGCUGCUAUGAGAUUGAUCAUACUUCACCAAUCAAUGCCAGUCUGAAAACCUCAGUUUGAACUGAGUGUGCAAAUAGCAGUUUUGCUUGCUUUCCCCAGAUGAGCGCCUUACAGCGGAUGAAAUGGAUGAGAAGAGGCACCAGAACAUCGCCUACCAGUAUCUCUGUCAUCUAGAAGAAGCCAAGCGGUGAGGGUCCUUGUGGUCGGGUGAGGGUCUAAGAGGGCCUAAAUCAGGACAAUGAGGGAGCUUUGUGGUCAAGUGGGGAUUUGAACCCAGGUCUGAGGUCUCUAACUACUACACUGCCAUACCCUGUAGGACAAGGCACACUAGACUGGAUGGGCCUGCAUUGGUCUAAUCCAGAAGAGCUUUCCUUAUGUUCUUCUGCCACUAUUGCUUGGGGGGCAUGGGGUGGGGUCUGGAAGGACACCAGAACGGCUUCUGAAGGCACAAGGGGACAGCCAUUGAAUAAAUCAGGCCACCGCUGGGCAUGUGUGCCGAGGAAACAAAAGGCAUCCUUUCCCUUGCUCUCUGCAUAUUUCAGCUGGAUGGAGGGCUGCUUGAAGGAGGAUCUGGCCUCACCAACUGAACUGGAGGAGAGUUUGCGGAAUGGGGUCACUCUGGCCAAGCUGGGUCAUUUCUUUGCACCUGACGUGUGUCCCUUGAGGAAGAUUUAUGAUCUUGACCAGGCCCGUUUCAAGGUGAGUGUUUUCCCCUUGCUGAUGCUCAGCUCACGACCAUUUUGCCAUUUUGCCUCACUAGGGCACCAAAUUGGUGAAGACUGGGCUAGAUUGAGUCAUGGUGGGACUCUGCGUCAGGCAGCUUUAGCUUUGAUUUUGAUCAGGAGUCUGCAGUUUUUUCACUGGCUCUGUUGGGUCAUGUAGUUGCCAAUAUCUUCAGUUCCUCCUGCUGCACCUCUGUGGCACACCAAUCUCUUGCUUUCUCUCCUCUCCUCCACCACUCAGCUCCGAGGUUGGAGAUGGAAAGGGUAGGGGGCUUGUUGGAUUAUUGUUGCCCCCCUGUUCCACAGUCCAAGGCUCUCUAGCUGCCUUGGUUAUGCAACACCACGCACGCACGCCCCCCAAGGGAAUGAUCCGUGUGCAAUGGUGGGGUUGUGACUUCCACUCCCAUCUGCAGCUCUAAGACUGAGACCGAAGCUGGGCUCAGUCAUACUUACUGAAGGGCAGUGUGCCCCUUGCCCCAGAGAGCGAAAAUGUGGACCCUCUUUUUAUUUAUUUCUAUUUUAUAAGCUUUUUUUGUCCAACCCUUCAUCAUAAAGUCUCAGGGCAGGAUACAGCGAUAGAAAAUUAUUUUAAAAGUUACAGCUACAAAAGACACACAACCAUUAUUAAUGGAACAGAAUAAAAAUUCAGCAUACGAGGUGGGUCCACAAACAUACAAAUCUGAUCUAUUUCAGAGGCAUAAAAUCUGAAAUACUUUCAAAGGAGAGGCAUCAAAAUCGAGCAUUGAAAAGCUGCAGUAAUCAAAAUAAUAAGGGAACAAGUUGGCAUGGAAGUAGCUAUUUACCUCUCAUUCCAUGUAAAAUACAUUAAUAGAGAUUGGUGGUUCUGCUGCAGUUCACUUUUCCUUAUAGCGGGCAAAAUUUCAGAAGGCAGAGCAACACACAGCAACUGUGAGUAAUAGCAAACUCACAGUAGAUAUCCUGUCUUCAGUCCUAUCAGAUACCACAGAGUCAGCGAUCAAAAUUAGCCAGGUGCCAGGCGUGUUUUGUGACUUGCACGGGUCCAAUUGCGACCAUGUGGAGAUCUCUGGAUGCCAGGCUGGCAGCUGGGGAAAGCAAAAUGCCACUUACAGAAAGAUCUGGAACAUUUUCCUUGAAGCUUGAAUUCGUUUUAUUCUGGAUUGUUUUAUUUGAUGCUUUGAUGUGUUGUAAACCGCUUUGAGAUUUGAAGCGGGAUAGAAAAUGAAAUAAUAAAUAAGAAGAAGAAGAAGAAGAAGAAGUCCCAUCGGGGGAAGGGGAACGGUGCUUAGGUAUUCCAUUGUGGCGACCACAGCCUAGGUUUAAGGCGCCUAUAUCUGAGUUUCUAACACUGCACACAGUAAAGUGCAGAGAGAUGGCCCUGGGUUUUGGUUCUCAGGCUGCCCCGAAUGAAGUGCUUCUUCUUUCCUUCAUUCUAGGCCUGCGGGCUGCACUUCCGACAUACGGACAACAUCAACCGCUGGCGGGACGCCAUGAGCCACAUAGGAUUGCCCACGGUAAUGGAUUCACCUUCUAGUCUCUUGGUACAGUGGUGCCUCGCAAGACGAAAUUAAUCCGUUCCGCGAGAGUCUUCGUCUAGCGGUUUUUUCGUCUUGCGAAGCAACCCUAUUAGCGGCUUAACGGAUUAGCGCUAUUAGCGGUUUAGCGGCUAUUAAAGGCUUAAAGGCUUAGGGGAUUAGCUGCUAAAAGGCUAUGAAAGGCUAUUAAAGGCUUAGCAGAUUAGAUAAAGGGGGGGGGAAAGCGAAAAAAAUAUCUCUAGACUCGCAAGACAUUUUCGUCUUGCGAAGCAAGCCCAUAGGGAAAUUCGUCCUGCGAAGCAACUCAAAAACGGAAAACCCUUUCGUCUAGCGGGUUUUCCGUCUUGCGAGGCAUUCGUCUUGCGGGGCACCACUGUACUUAAAAAGGUUGCGUUAAUCCAGCAGCUGGGAAGCUCCAGCCCGCAAGCCCAACAUGACAGAAGUUUAUAAAAUUACGCAUGCCAUGGAUAGAGAUAAGUUUUGUCCCUCUGUCGUGUAACACUAGGACUCAUGGGCAUCCAGUGACUCUGAAUGUUGGAAGAUUCAAGGCAGGUAAAAGUCCUCCUUCUAUGAAACUCGCUCCCACAGGAGGCAGUGAUUGUCAUGAGACAAAGGUUCUUGAGAGCAAAAGAAGCAGCAAGGCCUACACAAUCAUUCAAGCCUAAGCCUGCUAACAGCAAGCUGCUAAGUCACUGUGACUCAGGUGAUGACUCAUUCUCCCUAUAAAAGUAGCCAGUCUCUCCAGGGGCCUCAGUCAGAGAGCUGUAUGGAUUGUGUAUGGAGUAGUCUGUGGAAUAGUGCUGUUGUUGCUAUGAAAAGCUAAGGCAGACACAGUUGCUCUGGGACUCUAGUAAAUCACUAAGACUGUGCCUCUGUCUAUGCUCUUUAACUAUGCUGUUUCUGAACAAGUUUAUUUUCUUCAGGAAAGUUUCAUCCUGUUUAUAAAGAAGACUCUGCGUCGAUUCCACAGUGAUGGCCAUCAACCUGGAUGGCUUUAAAAAAGGAUUAGACAAAUACAUGGAGGAAAAGCUACCAAUGGUUACUAGCCAGGAUGGCUAUGCUCUGCCUCCACAGUUUAUUUUUGGUGUCAGCGUGGAAUAUUCUACUUUAUGCAUGUAUGAUGUUAUGAAAUCAUACAUCCAGAGUCGGAUGCUGUAAAUGCUUCCAAAUAGUACUUUCAGGAAACCACUGUAGGGGAGAGGGCUCUUGUUCAUGGGUUUCCCAUUGGGGCAUCUGGUUGGCCACUGUGAGAAUAGAAUGCUGGACUAGAUGGGCCAUUGGCCCAAUUCAGCCAAUUCUUAUGUUCUGGCUAGUCUCCGCAUUUGGCCCAAGAAGUGGGCAAUUUUGGCCAAGUCAUGCCCACCUGUGCUAUACCUGUUGUACAUAUAUGACAUCAGGUGUUGGGCAAGUCAAGAUGCACCCAGCCCAUCUGUCAAACUUGACUCAUGGGAGGUUGGCAGAGAUAAGGAUUUGGUUCGCUGGCUGGAACCAGUUCCUCACCCCCAUAUUACUCCUGUGAAUAGUAAAUGUAGCUGUGUUGGGCCCUAUGAAAUAAUUCAAAAAUCUAUACUAGCACAGUUUUUUUAAAUUUCCGCCAACCUAAAUAUUAGCAAAAAUAAAGUGCAGCCUCUUGAAUCCUCCAGAGCUCUUCAUCAAUCUUUGUGAUAUUUUGGUUGCCCUAAUAAAAAAGGCAUUUCCCUGAUGGGUGUUCUGAAGUUAAGCCUUUGAAAUUCUACUUCUGUUUUUCAACAGAUCUUUCACCCUGAAACAACAGACAUCUAUGACAAAAAGAACAUGCCUCGUGUGGUGUAUUGUAUUCAUGCUUUGAGGUAAGGAGGGACAAACUUUGUACGGGGGCUGGAAUUCUGACUGUUCUCCCUCCCAUACCAUGGAUUGCAGCACAAGUCUUUUGUGGCUCCUCAAGAGUAGUGGAAGUUGGUUCUUUAUUUCCCCUUCUUUUUUGCUGUGAGCAUGUUUUGGAGUCUCUUGGGUCCUUUGUGUGUGCACAAGCAAAUCCAGAUUUUUGUGUCUGUCUUCCCUCCUAGUUUAUACCUCUUUAAACUUGGGCUGGCUCCCCAGAUCCAGGAUUUGUAUGGGAAAGUCAAAUUCACAGGUAAGAAGGGGAGUUGGGUGUUUCCCUUGUUGACACUUAGUUUGUGUGUUAUGGAGCAGAUGGAGGACAGCUGCUGACCCUGUGUUUGUUUUCUGUUCACCUGGAAAUCCCAGCCCAAGCAUUGUGCUCUUUGUGGCUGCUGCUAAAUGAGUGUGACGUAUUGAACCUUUUCUCUUUCCCUAUCCUAGAGGAGGAAAUAAACCACAUGAAACGUGAGCUGGAGAAAUAUGGUCUGCAGCUUCCAUCCUUCAGCAAGAUUGGUGGGAUCCUUGCUAACGAGCUCUCGGUGGACGAGGCUGCAGGUAGAUAACAUUUGUGGAGGAGGAGAGGGCAUUUGUGAGAACCCAAUGGAAUGGCCAUGUUCAGGGGCAGUAUAUCUCUCUGUCCCAAGUGCCAGGGAGAGCUCCUGCCUUCAUGCCCUGCUUGCGGGCUUCUCAGAGGCGAGCAGCCAAGCGCUGUUGGAAACAGGAUACUGGGCAAGAUGAACCUUUGGUCUAACCCAGCUGAGUUCCCAUUGCCCUGUGCCAGAAAAUGCAAGGAACAAAUUGUUCCUCUGAACCAGCAGGGGAGAAAUCAAGAAAAGAACAGGUGGCCCAGAGGGAUAGCCAGAUAUAAUGGACUGGUUGGAUGCAGAGGAAUAGUGGGAGGAACCAGCUGGGGAACCCCAAAAGAAGAAGGCUCAGAGCUCAGGAUUGAUGAUGGGACGGUGAUAAGUGAUCAGAGGGAGAAGACUGGAAGGAGGUGUCGGAAGCUGAAGAGGUGACAGGGUUUAGUGAGCAGGAAGAGGCUGUGGCAGAGAGCAGUCCAGAAUUGGAGGCAGAAGUGGAGACUGGAGAGGAGAGAGGCCAAGAGGCAGAGGUGGGUCAGGCUGGUGAAGAGGCACGGGUAUCUCCCCCUCCUGCUGCAACAAGCUCCCCUCCCUCUGAUCUCCCAGAACCAGGAGAGGUAUGCGGUGGGAGGAGCAAAGGCAAGAAUGUAGACCAAGUCUCCCAGUUGCUUGGGAAACACCCUGGAGACAAGAAUUAGCCAACUGUGGGGAGAUGGGGAGCUUUGGCCUCGGCAACUGCUUCAUGGGAGCAAGACCUGAGUUGCUGUGCUCAUUAGACCCGACACUCCUGUGCAAAUCCUGUUUUGCCAAUAAAGAGUUAACCCCAGCUUGCUCAGUAUGAUUUACUGCUGGCUCUCUCAUGUCACCAUAUUAGGCCACAUCUACACCACACAUUUAAGGUACAUGGCUUCCCCCAUCCUGUGGGAGUGUCUGCAAAAGUGCACCGAACCUCCUGAUUGUUCUAUUCCAACUGCAAUAAUGAACUCCACACAGCCGUUGUACUUUGUUUCUUUGUUCUUCGUUGUUUUUAAAGCAGGUUCCAAGAUGGAAACUGCUAUGUCACUGUGGGGCGGAGGGCGUUUGGCGUUUGUGUCUUUGCUGCCUAACACUGGACUUUGCCUUUCUUAUUCCCACCCCCUAGUCCACGCCGCAGUCCUGGCCAUCAACAAAGCAGUGGAAAAGGGGGUUGUGGAGGAGACAAUCCUGGCCUUGCACAACCCCAAUGCCAUGCUCUCCAGCCUUCGGAAGGGCUUCGGGGCCAUCUACCAGGAAGUUCUCUACCUGGCCAAGGCAGAGAAAGGCAAGAAUGGGAAGAAGCAGGUAAGCAAAGGUUGUCUGAGGUGGAGGUGGUCACACUGAUGCAUUUCGGAUAAAUGUAGUGGUGAAAGUGGUGGUGGUGGUUUUAUUUAGGUCAUUUGUAUACCCUUCCAUAUUUUGAAGAAAUCUCUGAGCUGUUUACAAUAUCAUAAAAAUAUCACUAUAUACUAUAUAUAUAUAUAUAUAUAUAUAUAUAUAUAUAUAUAUAUUCAAUCAACGUCCACAAUUUAGAGCCCCACAGAAUGCUUGGCUAGAAGAGAUGCUCUUAAAACAGACUUUGCCAAUCUAGGGCUCUCCAGAUGUUUGGGACUACAACUCCCAUCAGCCCCAGCCAGCACAGCCUGGAGGGCAACAGAUUGAAACCAAAAGUGUUGCCUUUUUCUUCCGCACACUCAGCCUCUACAAGAAAUCCCCGAUGGCGAAGAUAUUUAUGAUCGGUGCCUGACCCAGGCCGAGAUACAAAGCAGCAUCAACAACGCAAAUGGUAAGCAGAAUGGCAGCCUCUCUUUCCUACUCAGGGCGACCUCUUUGGAGUUCAGCAGUUCAGUCUAGAUAUGGCGCUUAAGCAUGAUUUGCCCUAAAGCAGCAUUGGCUCACCUGUGGCCUUUGGGGUGUUUUUGUUUUUAAUUUUUUAAAAUUUUUAUUAAGUACAAAUUAGAAAACAUACAUAUUUACAACAAAAGAAAAUACAAAGGAAAAAGAAAAUACAUAUAACCAAGGAAAAAAAUUAGAGAAUACUUUUCCUUUUCAUAUUUACAGUUAUUUAUACCUCUAUAAAAUGCUAUUCACAAUAAAGGAGUGAAAUUAAAGAUAAGAUUCUGAUACCUUGCCUUUGGGGUGUUUUUGGACCACAAUUCCCCAGCAGCCUUGACCUUGGGGCGGUUGCAGGUUCCCCAUCCUUCCCCAACUAUUGUUGAGAGCCCAAAUCAUGGAGGCCGAGCCAUUGUGGCUAGUCGCCAUUGAUACCCUUCUUCUCCGUGAAUUUGACUAAUCCACUUUUAAAGCUGUCCAAGCUGGUGACCAUCGCUGCCUCCUGCAGGAGCGAGUUCCAUAGAUUAACUGCACCGUGGGAAGAAAAGAAAAACUUUGUCUGUCCUGAAUCUUCCAGCAUUCAGCUUUGUUGGAUGUGCAUGAGUUCUAGUGUUAUGACAGAGGGAGAAAACCUUUUUCUCUAUCCACUUGCUCUGCCAGCUUCUACCAUGUCCCAAAUUUGGACCCAUAUCUCUGUAAUGACAGGUGAAGUUUUAUUGUACUCAAAGGCCUGUACAGGCAGCUCUCAAUUUGCAUGUAGUUGAUGCCCGCAUGACCACACACACGAGCCAUGUUCAGCACCGGAAGAGGGGGAAAUGGCCUUCCGUGUGUGAUGACCUGGAACGUAACCCACUGCCUGUAUUCUGAGAGGCAGCCACUUGUGGGGGUCUUCUUUUUUUUUUAGCACUGCAAAGACCCUAUAAAGAGGAGGUCCCCGCCCCCCCCCGGGGGGGGGGAUUAAGCAUCAGUGCAGGGUAGGUGCUGUACCACUGCGCUAUGGCCCUGAGAAGAGGGAGAAGCAAUUUGCUUUUCGAUACAUAAGCACUCUUCGCGAUUACUUUUUAUUUUCUGAAAACAUUUAGUGAAAGGUGCUCUGGAGCUGGUGGACGAUGCCCUUGAGGAACAGGAUCCCCAGGGGUUGUACUGCGCUUUGCAGGAUCCUGCCCUGGCUUUGAGGAACCUGCGGCGAGAGAAUGCGGACUGGUACUUGGAUCAGCUGAGCACUGACCGGGAGCAGAAGGCUCUGGUAAGGCUCAUUUGGCUUGGUGGGAAGGAGGAGGAGAAGAAGGGCAGUUGUGAAUCGGAACUAUUUGCCCCCCCCCAGCUGAUUGGCCACAAUUCCCAAGGCAGGAUUUAUAAAGUAUUAUCGAUUCUAAUUCAGUGUUUUGUUAUCCCUGGUAUACGUGAUUAUUAACAGUGGUCCUGUGAUCUUCCAUAACAAGUUUCUCCUUUAAUUCAUGUAACGCUUUGGAAAUUCUGUAUCUGAUAUUUUGUAAAGGCCUCUGGCUAUGUACAAAGAAGUUGACUGACAGUUCCCAAGGACAGAAGCAAUCUUGUUCUGGACACAUCUCUAAAGAUGCUUGCAGGCUCCUUCUCUACAUUGAAGCAAAAAGCCCUUUCUGGAGUACAAACAACUGGGGACUUUAGCUCAAAAUUUGUGCUAAGGUAGCCUUUGCCAACCUGGUGGCCUCCAGAGGUUUUGGGCUACCUGGGGCUGAUGGGAGUUGUAGUGUGAAACCUCUGGAAGGCACCAGGUUGGCAAAGGCUGUUGGAAGAGCCUUUUCUCAUUACAAUUCUGGCUCCGCUGCAGAGGCCAGGCUACCGUUGGGCUUCCGUGCAAUGCCUUAAACUGCCCAGUUGCAGUGAGAUUCCCCAGCCAACCUUGUUCUUUCCAGCCAAUCACGCUCCCUAUUAGCUUGCAUUUAAGCCAUCCUUUUGCCCUUUUUCUCAGGAGCUGGGCUACGCGGACUUGCUUGAGCAAGAGGAAAUCCAAGCUGGGCUUUACGUGGCCAACGAAAGAGGAGAUCAAGAACGUGCUGGUGAGUGAAGAUCUGCCCUUAGGACUGAGGGCUAGUGAGUGGGCCCUGGGGGUUUAGGCAUAUUCAGAAUUCUUCGGUGUGUUGUGCCUCAAAUGAUUGAUAUGUGUCACUUGGGAAAUUGCCAGAAACCAUUCAUUCCUGGGGGAACUUGCUGUCUGGCCUAUACUUUAUUUGUAACAUGCAGAAUAAUUAUUAGUGUAUUCAUUUGUUUAGGGAUGGGGUGGUGAUGAACCUUAGGCCUGUGGGGUUGUUAUGCAUGGAAGGGGGAUACUCUGUCGCUGAGCUGUGGUUGGUGGAUGGCCCAAGAACCCAAUAUACCCUGUGUAUACCAUGGGUGGCAGCCUAGUUGUGGGAUGCUGUGCGCUCAUCAGCCCCCCUGGUUUUGCUACCCACUUAGGAGCAGAUUUUGUCGUCAAGCACCAGGUUGAGAUGCAUUACCAGAGAUCUGAACUCACCUUUGUGAGUCACGUACUGAGCAGGAUGGGCCUUUCCGUUUUAACAGUCCUGGCAUUCUUAUGUUCUUAUCUCACCCUACUAACACACAGUGACACAGGCCGUGAGCCGUAUCAACGCCUCCAUUCGGAAAGGGGUAGCGGAGGAGACGGUGCGCUCCCUGGCAGACCCCGAAGCUCAGCUGCCGGAUGUCUUCCUCUUUGCUGCGGGGCUCUAUCAGCGAGAGCUGUCUGCCCUUCAGCGGCAGCACCCGCAGGUGAGUGCAAUGCCAGGGGCCUUUCCUUGCACAACAGCCCUGCAGUGCUGCUAGUCUACAAUACAAAGUGUCCUUUCAUAUUGUAUCACAGUGUGGUAUGCUGGCCUGACAGCCACUGACAGAAAGUCUCUACUGAGGGUGGUGAAUACAGCACAUGACAUCAUGGGCUGUCCCUUGAUGACAUUGCAAGGGAUUGUUGCCUUAGGAGAGCGAGAAAAUUUCUCAGGGAUGACUCACACCCCAGCCAUCACCUCUUUAAUCUUCUACCCUUGGGCAGGAGAUAUAGAAGUAUAAUCAGCUGUACCAACAGGCUAAAAAAUAGCUUCUCUCCGUGGGCUGUUAGGCUGUUGAACGGAAACUUGCAUAGCAAAAUUGACUUGCGAGGUGGUGUGUUGUUCAAUAAGAGAUUGAGUGUUUGCGGGGGAGGCUCGUUUAAUUUCAUUGUACACAGGUUGUACAAUGACAGUAAAGGCAUUAUUAUUAUCAUUGUUGUUAUUAUUAUUGCUGCUAUUGUUGCUGUUGAGUUUUGCUGUCCAGUAAUGGCUGCUACCACCCUCCCACUCAUGCUUGCAGCCCAAAUGGGAAAGAGCCCUGGCAUGUGCCAAAGUGAUUACUGUACUUUUCCGUCUAUAAGACACCCCCUUGUAUAAGACACGCACCCCAUAUUCGGGGACUACGUUUAAAGAAAAGGAGGGGAGAUGGCCCAAAGUUGUUGAGCCUCUCCCCCCAUGCAGCUGCAAGCAGGAAACACUCCCUAGAUCAUUUCCCACACGCAGCGACAUCGGGUGAAUUUGCGCUCCCACCAAAGAGCUGGCUGGCGGUGCGCAGCUUCCCCACCCCACCCAUGCAGCUGCGGGCAGGAAACACCCCUAGAUCGCUCACUGCGGCAUCUGGAGAAGCCACGCUCCCACCAACUGAAUGACUGGUGCGGUGCUUCUCUCCCCCCCCCCCCAUGCUACUAUCCGUGUAUUGGACGACCCCAGUUUUUUGACGUGAUUUUUGAGUAUGGAAAAAUAUGGUACUUUUUUUAAAAGGCUGAGCCAGUGCACUGUGCAGUCCAGGCUGCUCACAAAUUGCUGGGAAAAGCAGGGCUAGCUUCCAUUAGCCUUCUGCCACCCAAGAUCAAAGCAGCUUGCUCAUUUCCCUGGUGGACCCCUCUUAACUUCCUAAAGCCCAGGAGCCCUGAGACCAUCGCAACCUGAGUUUCCCAGGCAGCUCCCUUUUCUGAAGGAUCCCCCCACCAAACAAUUUCAGGAAACACACAGCAUUAAAAAAAAAAACACCCACAAAAAGCUAUUGCAUUUAAUUCUUUGUGAAUCUCCUUUUUUUCUGCAGGGGGAGCUGGUUCAAGAGGAGCUGUUUGUCGCUGUGGAGAUGCUUUCGGCAGUGGCACUGGUCAACCAGGCCCUCAAGGAUGGAGACGCCUCCAGCUUCUGGAGGAGCUUGGUCAGCCCUGCUUUGGGCCUGUCAGAGAUAGAAGAGAGCAAUGCGCAGCGGUAAACCCACUUCCCCCCAAAUCUCUUCUCUGUCAUGCCUAGUACUCUGAUACCACUAUAAACAGCCUUGGCUUCCCCCAAAGAAUUCUGGGAGCUUUAGUCUAUUAAGGGUGCUGAGAGUUCCCCUCACAGAGCUUCAAUUCCCAUAAUUCCCUGGGAAGAGGGAUUGACUGUUAAACCACUCUGGAAAUUGUAGCUCUGGAGAUCUUGAGGCACAGGCUGGUCUGAAGAUCUGCAGGCUUUUAAAUACAGUGGUGCCUCGCAAGACGAAAUUAAUCCGUUCCGCGAGUCUCUUCGUCUAGCGGGUUUUUCGACUUGUGAGGCAUUCGUCUUGCGGGGCACCACUGUAUCUUAGCCAGCAUAAUCUGUCACUAAGACCCUGGUACUCAAAAGUACUUUGAGCAUAGAGGUUUUAUUCUUAGCUGCCUUGGUUAAUAAAGCAUAGAUCUAUCAACCACUAUCCAAUUCAGAACACAUCUUUACUGAGCUCAUGGUUUGAUUGGAGUGAAACAAACCACGAGCCCCUGUUCAGACAACACACUGAGCCAAACUGUGGCUUAGCCCCAGGUAGCACAGCAGGAAGGAAGUGGAGUAAAACGGCUUAAGUCUCCUCUCUGGAAACUUGUGUGUUCAUGCUAAACCAUGGUGUGGCUUAGUACUGCAUAUGAAACGGGUCAGUAAGAGGCAACAGAAGGCAUAUGGGUUUGCAUUCAGUUUCUACCUUUUGUCUAUAAACAUUCUGUUUGGCUGCCCGCUGCUGCAUCUUGUUGCUACUUUGUCUAGUUGCUAUAUUAGUCUGAAUGCUUGUGUCAUAUGUUUUCUGAAUUUCAGAAUGUGGAAAUUCUUAUUUAAGUCACUGAUUUCAAUUGGCUUUUUCAUCUUGGUGAUUUUAAAUCAGUGACUCAUCUAAAUUGAUUCAUCUGCUUUCAAGCACUAUCAACUGGGGCCCUUCUCCAUGCGCCCUCUCCAUGGGAGGUCAGGAGUGUGGAAAAACAAGAGCAGAUCUUUUCAGUGGUGGCUCCCCUUUUGUGGAAUGUUCUCCCCAGGGAGGCUUACCUGGUGCCAUCAUUACUUACUUAACUUUAUGCACCAGGCAGAAACAUUUAUUUUCCCUCAGGCCUUUGGCUUGUAAUUAUCUGUGGUCUCCUUGAGCGGGUGGGAUGUUUUAAUCCUACCUUUUGAAAAAUAUGAAUGUGUUAUAGAUUUUUCUCUGUUUUGUUUUAUGCUGGCUUUAAUGUACGUGUUAUUUAGCUGUUAUUUUAUCUGUAAGUCACCAUGAGACUUAGGGUAUUAAUAAAUAUCAUCAUUAUAAUUAUGUACGGUAAGUUGUAAUUUUACAACCAGAAACUUGUCAUUAAAAACAAGAAGGCAGCUUGAAAGUGAUAUGCCCAAUAUUCCUUUCAGUGCCUCCAAAGAAUCGCUUCCUAUAAACUACUUGCCAUGUGCACAAACCUGGGGAAUAGCUGCUUUUUUUUCUAAAAGGGGUGAUGCAAAGACGACGUCUUGCUUUUUUGUUUUUAAUUUCUCAGUUAUUUUGACGACUUGUCACAAUGGAAGCACCGAUCUCAAGACACGAAGUUUGACUUCCUGAGCUGGAACGACAUCCAGGCUUCAGUGAAUAGUGUGAAUGCCUCUGCCCAAGAAGAAAAUAAUAGUAAGUCACCUUUCACUUUUCAAAACAUUUUCAGUUCUGAUUUUAGUGAUGUGAAUAUGAAACAGGCACUGGAGGCCCUUUAGGAAAGGUCUGUAACUCAGUGGUAGAGCAUCUGCUUUGCUUACAGAAGGUCCCAGGUUCGAUCCCCAGUAUCUUCAGGUUUAGCUGGGAAAAGACUCCUGCCUGAAUCCAUGGAAAGCCAUUGACAGUCAAUGGCCAGGUUUGUAUGACACUCUAAACCGUAGUUAGACUAAAACUUAGCCAAGCUAACCUAUGUUUUAAAUGAGAAUGCACAGCAAAGUAGUACACACUGCUGAAAUCCCGGCCGCUCUGCUGCUAGCAAAAAUGAACCCAUAGUCUGACCUAGCACAGCAUCUGAACCUGGCGCCAUGGUUUGUUUCUCUCUGAAUCACAAGCCUGCUUUCGGAUGUAAUGCUAAGCCAAACCAUGGCUUGUUUCUCAGCAGGAGCAGGCUUAGAGCACAGCACCCAUGAUUUCAGCAGUGUACACCAGCAUGCUGUGUGUUCACAUUCAAACCAUAGUUCCAAUGGUUUAGAGUGGCAUGCAGGUGAGCCCAGUAUGGACAACUGAUGGUCUGGCUCAGCAUAAGGCAGCUUCCUGUGUUCCUAAACCCAGCCCUCAGAGGCUUUCCAUACAGCACCCAUCUUAACCCCAGUUUCCCCACUGCCAUCACCUCCAAAUUAUGUUCACUGGCUGCUUUCUCUCAACACAGCCAAAGGGUUGCAGUCUAGCAACAUCUGGAGAGCCAGAGGUUCCAUAGGUGGUGCUGGUGGAAGUCGUCUGGGACAGGUUUAAAGGGCUUGGAAAAGCACAUUGAAAGCCCAAAGAUCAGAGCUUAAUAUGUCAAAUGUAGGCCUAUAGACUACUCCAUCUUUGACCUGAGCUUGGUCAAGACGUUUUCCCGGUUCUCCUGAAAUCUCCUUUUCGUCCCCAGAAAUCCUUGCUGUCCGAUUGAUCAAUGAGGCUCUGGAGCAGAGCAGCCCAGAGAAAACCCUCAGAGCCCUGCUGCUUCCUUCUUCCGGCCUCUGCGAUGUGACGCUCCCCAUUGCUAAGCGUUACCAUGAUGUUUUGACCCGCAUGCGGAAACGGAAGGCCCAGGUAGGAAAGGAGGAGAAUGAAGUUCAGGUUCCAGGGCGGUGGGGUAGGCAACCACACUAACUUCUUACAGAAUUCUCUGGCUCUCCAGAACUGUGAGACUUCAUUGUAGAAGUUCAUUUCCGGAAGCCUGAUGGAGACUAUUACGGCGUCAGAAUGUGUGUUUAUGAAUUCACAUAAACUGGACUGAAUAAAGUGGCAUGGGGUGGGGGUUAGGAAGUUUUUUGUUCUAUUCCAGUAUGUUUUGACUGGUGCUGUGCAUGUUUGCAAUUCCAUCUCUUAAGUCUUGCCUUGCUACUUGCAGCUCUGAAUAUUUAUUUAGAGUGGCUGUAACCCUACUCUUCAACCAAGAAGGCUCCCAAAAUGGCUUACUUAACAAUCACUUGAAAGUAGACGGUCCCUGCCCCUGCAGGCUUACAAUCUAAAAAAAACACAACACACAAGGGAAAAUGGACAGAGAGGGAAGGGGGGGGGGAAUCAAACUCAGGCACCAGUUCUUAAAAGAGUUGAUCUUAUAAAGACCAACUGGCAUAGUUCAGGGGCGGGAGGUGUUUGAUGCAGCUGGGCUGGGCUUUCGGUAAAGGUGAUAGAGUGAGCUCUGCUUUCCAUCUCUGCUACUGAUGGAAUGACUGCUCCAGGUAACAGUCAAGGGAGAGGAGGCCUGAUGGGGUUGGCCUGUCACAGCAGACAUGGUGGAGCGAGCUUGGCUUCCCAUCUCCUGAAGUGUGUGUGCUUGUGUUCUUCCCUCUCCUAUUUUAUUCUUGCAACAGUCCUGUGAGGUAGGCUAGGCUGAGAGAAAGUAGUGGGUGACUCAGACACCCAGUGAACUUGUCAAGUGCAUAUUUGAUCCGUGUUUCCCCCUGAGAGACAAUUCUGUGAUCAUUUUUAUCUUUCCUAUCUUAGAUGACAGGGGACACUGGAGCUAUGCUGUGGUGGGAAGAAAUCCAGGAGGGCGUCUCCAAAGCUAACCACGACACUGAAGCUGCAAAGAGAAGUAUGUGCACCGUCUGGGUCUUCCUGGCUCAAUUGGAACUGCAGGACCUAAAGGGUGGUCCUGUCUGCUACCAUUUAGGGUGCCAUGAGGAGGCCUGAGCAAAGGGGGUGGGAGAAGGAUCAGGAACAAGAAAGCCUGGGCAAGCUCACAUUUUGCUUCCACAAGGUGUUACGACAGCUACCAAGUUGGAUGGCCUUGAAAGAAGAUUAGACACAUUCAAGCAGCUACUAGCCAUGAUGGCCAUGCUCAGCCUCCUUUGUCAGAGGCCAUAUGCCCAGGGGUGGGGAACCUUCAGUCUGCAGGCUAAUCUUGGCUUGCCAGUGGGUUAAAUCUGCCUGCUACAAGUUUUUCCCCAUACCACAUCCACUUGAUCAAGUGUGAAGGGGAAGAGAGAAAAAGAGGUGUGUUUUGCAAGCAAAGGCAGCUUAAAGGACUUUGCAAAAGCACCCUUUGAAGGAGGUGGUGGAGGCUGCUUCAAUGGGCGCUUUUGCAAGUCUCCCCAGGCUCCUCUUUUAAACACUGGUUUAAACGGGAAGGCUCGCAAAGCCGUGGGUAUGAUUUUGACAGGUGGGCAACCUUGCUUACCUGUCAGUCGUGCGAUAUCAUGAUGAUAACAUGUGAUUGGCAUGUUAGCACCUCCCAACCAUCUUUCAUAUACGGCCUGUGGUGCCAAUCCUGAAAAGGAUCUGGCGCUCGGAGCAAAAAAUGUUCCCUACCCCUGCUGUAUGCCUCAGAAUACCAGUUUCUUGCAAUCACUGGUGGGGAGAGUUGGGUCCUGCUUGUACACUACCCUGGAUCUUUUUAUGAAGUGUGAUUUAAAAAUGUUUUAAAUAAGUGCAUCAAAGUCGUCAGGUUUCUUGUCCCUGCGGGGUGAACCUGGACCAAUGCUUCAAAAUCUUUUGCCUUUGCCAUCUGUCCCACAGUGGCUCUUGGCACCGCUGCCAUCAAUCAAGCCAUCAAGGAAGGGAACGCGGCACAGACAGUCAGGGUCCUGCGCAAUCCGGACGUCUCUAUCUGUGGUGUGGCGAUGGAGUGUGCUGCCUCCUACCAGGCCCAGCUGAGUGCUCUCAUGGCUUCCAAAAAAGCCCCAGGUAAAGCGAGAUAUGUGUGUCACUCCGCCCACCCUCAUUUUUUUGCCAUUAACGCUCAAAUUCAAGGAUUUGAAAGCUUGCACUUUCUUACAACAGUGUCUCUGUGGAGUGGUUAAUUCUAACUUUCUUUUCGUUUUUUAAAAAUGUAACCUGCAGGGAACUCCAAACUACCUUGGGUCCGGCAUAAGCUGAAGGAUGGGGCAGAGUAUUACUUCAGCCUGCAGACCUUUGAAGGCUCCUGGGACCAGCCUCGUCCCUGUGCCCUCAAUGCGGAGCAUCUCAGCCGGGAGGAAAUACAGGUCUCUCUCUUUGUACCUGUGAGCUAGGAAGCAGAACGGAGGAGUGAGAGGCUCUGUAUCGGCCACUCGGGUGGGGCAGCUUUUCUCACCUCCAACUCAAAAGGGAGCUGCUGCCAGAAGGACAACUGUGAGGGAUGAGAGCUGUUUUGGGGGUGUCUGGGUUUGCCAUCAGGAGGUGGCUGGUUCCAGCUGCCUUGCCCCACCCUCCGGCCCCAUAGCAACCUUCUGAAGGGAGUUGCUUAAUGACUAUUCUGAUUUGACCUACUAGCAAGCUGUAUAUUUGGUUGUGUGUGUGUGUGUAAUGCUAAAUAAACUGCAGGAGCCUUUGGUUCAAUCUGGUUGGCCUCUACAGGGAUAGCAGAACCUCCAUGUCCAGGGGCAGUCUAGCUCUGAAUACCAAUUGCUGGGAAUUGCAAGUGGGGAGAGCAGGCUUCUCAUUGGGGCACAUCUGAUUCAGAGCAGAGGGCUCGACCAGAUGGGGCCCCUUUGGCCUGAUCCAGCAACCAAGCUCUUAUGAUGAUCUUCUGACCCCAUGCAUCUCUCUGUGCCUACAGUCCACUGUUGCCCAGGUCACAGCUGCCCACGAUAGGGAGCGUCUGUGGGAAUCGAGCACCUCGCUGGUUGUGAAGCUGCAGGCCCGGAUGAGGGGCUUCCUGGCCCGGCAGGAGUUUGCAACCCGGCGGAGCUUGUGGUGCAAGCAGGUGCCAGCCGCUCUCAAGAUCCAGGUAGGAGGACACAGCUGCCCUGAGCCUAGACUUUUAAGAAUUGUCCUUUUCAUUGUGCACAAGGCAUAGCAGUACAGAAGUUUGCAUUUUCCAAAAAACCCCCAGCAAAUAAUGCAGAAAAAUAAAAAAGCAAAAUACAACACAUUGGUGGGAGAAAAGAGGUUUUGUAUUGAAUUUGACACAGAAGAAAUGAAAUCCCACCAAAUGGUGUAGAAAUGUUCCAGGUUUUCCUUGCCCAUAGAAAGGCAUGAUUUGUAAAUUAUUUUCUCUGCAGUAGCCAGAGCCCACAUAUUCUUGCACCCCAAUGGGAGGUUGAAGCCCCAUCAUGUCUUCCACUCCCUGACCAAAGAACUUCUUGCUGCAGGCAUACAACGUACUUUAAAGUUGUUCUUCCCCUGUGAUGGGGCAGCUGAUGUGGGUGUAGCAAAUAAUUAGAAACCCCACCUUUGACACUCAUCUCUGCCUUGAGCUCACACCUGUGCUGUGGGGGCAGUGAUACGGCUCAGGAGCGGAGCACCUACUUGGCAUGCAGAAUGCCCUGGGCUCGAUUUCUAGUGCUUAUCAAUAUUGUUGUUAUUUAAAGGUUCAGGUUGGAGGGGUUGUGAAGGCCCUCCUCUGCACUGGAGAGUCUUUGUCAGUCAGCACAGCCAAUUACUGGGCUCUAUGGACAAGAAGUCUGACUCAGGAACAUGGGAAUUACCUGACAGGUGCAAGGGUGGCUGACCUUCAGUCUGGGGGCCUGCUCUGGAUCUCUGAGCAAAAUUUGCUGCCUUGAUACCCCACUAGUUUGGGUGGGCCAAAAGGAAAAUUAGAUGAGGGCAAAGUGAUACAGGAUUGGUCUGACGACCGGGGAAGUGGGCAUUCAUUUGUUGCUUGGGGAGGGGGGCAAUCAUGUCCUCUCCUUAGUGCACACUUUGUUCAAUUUAAGAGUUUCUCUGUGUGGUGACUGCCAGGAGUUCCAGGAGCAAAGUAUUAAAGGGAGCUGGCGGUUAAUAGCUAGCGGCUGGCGGCCUGCCCAGGAUACUUCGCAGAACUUGCCCAAGGUGUUUCCCGUAGCAUAGAUAAGAAGGUGCUGAUAGAAUAUCAGUAGGUUGGUAAGUUUAAAAGUAGAAAAGUGAAAAAAAGGAAAAUUUACUUCCCUGGGUAGCAAUUGACGCUAAUUACAGUCCUUCAAUCUGCGGUGCUCCGAAGCCUGCUUGCUAAGCCGUCACCAUCUUGGAACCGCCGCCCCCCUCCUCAGUGGAUCUGCACAGAUCAACGGGGAGGGGGGGGGAGAGAGACUGUCCUGUGGGUGUGAGGAGAGUGUGGGGUGACCACACCUGCUGUUGGCCACACCUGCAGAUGACCUGAAGCCACCAGGGUGCAGGUGGCAUUCAGACCAGAAAAGGUUUGCCACCCCUGUUGUACAGUGUCUUGUUGCGACAUUUACGUGAGGCACCUUUGAGUGUUCUUAACAGGUGCAUAAAUCCUGGGUAUUAUGGGGGAGGCUGCCAGCCCAGAGGUGGAGGAACCUGCUCUUUGCAGAGUGGGAUCCUUAGGUUAGAUGCUCCAAUAUCACAGCUGGGAAGAGCUGCAGCUCAGGGGUGGGGCAGUUUGGAUCCUGGGUUUGCGUUCCUGGGCUGGGGGAAGCCCCCAGAGCCUGCUGCCUCUUAAAGGAGGUAGAAGUGGGCCAGAGCAGCAAAUUUGACUUAAGGCCAUCAUGCAGUGGUUGGGACCAGAUUUGUAUCCAGGGCCUUUUUCAGCCCCAAACCAGUUCCCAUGCUGUCUCCUCACAGGCUUACUGGCGUGGGUACCAGCAACGGAGGCGUUACCUGGAAAGGCUGCGGCAUUUCCAGAAGAACACAGGUGCCGUCAUCAAGGUAUUUAUUUUAUUCCUAUCUUUAAAGCCCACCUUUCGCUGUCACCAGCACCAGUAUUUUAUGGGCCAUGAAACAAAUGAUAAACCACCAGAUCAGUUGCAUGCCUGUCUAUGUUUAUUUGUUAACAAAAUAAAUCAGGUUAAGGGGAGAGAUACUUUGGGGAGGGAGGGUGUUGCCUUUCUUUUUCUUUGACCCGUCAGCCAGAAAUGGUCUUCUCACACCUGUGCUGUUCCUGCUGCUGUGUUCAGAUUCAAGCCUGGGUACGGAUGUGGCGAAUACGCAGACGAUAUCGACAGAGGUUGGCCUACUUCAGGAAGAAUGUGAGUAGGUUGUGUUUUUCACACACACACACACACCUGUUCACAACAGCACUGUAAAAUCGCCUUGCUGGGUCACACCAAACCCAUUUUUGUCAGGAGCUCUUCCUGCACUCAAGUAGGACCCUGGCAGAGACACACGCCCAGCUGGCAUGUUCCCUCCCUCCUGGUUGAUCGUUCGGGAGCUUCAAAAGCUUUCUUCUGCCCGAACAUCACAGCAACUGAUGCCAACAGACAUCGGCACACUUAGGGAACCGCAGAGUCUUCGCAGCUUGCGUAACAGACCUCAGCAACUCAGCAUUUUUGGCUAAUCUAUUUUAUUUACAUAUAAACAAACACGGAGCACUUCAACAUGGCACCCUCUCUCUCUAGCAUCAGACAUCAAAGAGAAAAUGAACAAAGGACAAUAGCCCCACUUCACAGUAACACAAACAGCCUGUCUCCGUCACUUUCCACUCUGUGGAGUCAAAACACACACCGUCAUGUGAUAGACAAAAAUCCCAUGACUGCAGUCAUGGAGCAGGAAUUCUAACAAUUUUUAGCCAUAGUCAGCCAGGUGCUCCAAGAUAGUCAUUGGUGGUAUAGUGGUUAUUGUUGUUGUUGUUUUUAUUAUUAUUACUAAAAUUUUGUAUACUGCCCUUCAUCCAAAGAUCUCAGGGUGGUUCACAGCAUAAAAAUACAGAAUAAAACCACAAAGUACAUAAUUAAAAACAAAAACGAAACCAAUAGUCCCUCCUCCCACAAACACAUUUAAAAGGCCGUGGAAUAUUAAUCAGCCAAAGGCCUGGUUGAAGAAGAAUGUUUUCACCUGGCGCCACAGAUGCAUAACGAAGGUGCCAGAUGAGUAUUUUAUAAUAGUUUUCAAAUGCUGAAAGCUGCCUUGAAAACCCACUUGAGAAAAAGUUGGGAUCUAAAUGCAUUAAAUAGAUAAUAAAUAUACCCACUGUGAUUUUGCAGCUGCUGUUUGCCACCAGGAUGUUUUCGUACCCCUUCCCUUCUCCUGCAUUCCAACCACUUUCCCUCUUUUGACAUCCCUCGACAGGUCAAGGCCGUAAUCAAAAUCCAGGCAUUUGUACGAGCUAACAAGGCACGAGAAGAUUACAGGAUGUUGGGUAAGUACCUGGGUUUCAUGCAACCUGAGUUUGCAAACUGGCCUGAUUGGCAUGUAACACUAAGCCGAGGUUUGUUUAACAAACCAUGAGUUAGCCAGAAGUUGUCAAACAGACCAUUGAACGUACCACGGCUUGGUUUUCCCCCAUCCCCAAGAUUUGGCUUAUUCAGCAGCUGCUCUUGCCUUGUGCCUUUGUAGCUUGGUGAACAUCCGAGGUGGGGCAGCCAAAAAAAAUCACGGCUGUCCUGAGUACACAUGUAACACCAAGCCAUAGUUAAAGCAAACCAAGGUUUGUAAGAGAGCAAGAAACUAUGGCUUCAGGUAAUGGUUUGUUGGCAGCAAACAAACAAUAGCAAAACCGCUGAGCAGGGGGGUGAACUUUGGACUCAAAGCCCUAGUUAGCUCCAUCAGGCUGUUUGGGGCCAAUUGUGCCCACCUGUCCCAUACUGGAUGGUACAUUUCAGGCAUGGGAAAGCGGAAGAAGUUUUGAAUUAAAAAAGCAUCAACUUUUUGAUGCAAAUGAAUUCUUCCUUUGAAUCUUCAGAUUGAAUUUAAGAAAUGCAAAGGAAAAAUCCUCCUUUGCUAUUCAAAAGAUUCUGCAGGGGCUUCCUGUCAGAACCAGUCAGCUUACAGCAAGCUCUGUUGAGACUGGUUGAACUACAGAGUUAACCCACUGGGAACUGUGUAGUACAGCUGACCCCGGCACAAAGCAGGGCUUGUUGGGUCCCCUGGCUUCAUGGUGACACCAGGCCUUUGGCAGAUGGGUGGACUCGGCCGCUUGACAAAAUGGGGGAGGUGGUGAAGUGCAGGAUUAGGCCUGCUGGCUGGAUCCUGUUCCUCACUCCUGUUUUGGGUGAUCAAAUAAACCAUAAUUUAUCAAAUCCUAACUUAGCACAGGCUUGGCCAGUGUGUCUGCAUUUAGGUAAUAACUUUAAAAUUCAAAAUUGGCAGGCUUCUGCUCCAGAGGGUGGAGUCUUUAUCUAUGGCUUCAAAACUCUCUGCUUACCCAGAUGUGUGAUAUUAUUCUUGGCAUUUGUUUUUAAAAUCUAUUGAUACUUUUAAAUACUUACCUUCGUAACUUACUAUUUUUAAACUCUGGUUUUAUUGCUAUUUUUCAAUGACUAUUUCAUACAGCUUUGUGUAAGCUGCUUGAGAUUUCUUAUAAAUAGUAUAUCAGUCUUGUUAUUUAUUACUGUUAUUAUUAUUAUUUUCAAGCAAACCUCUCCCUGGCUCCUAAACAACCUUGGAAGUCCAUACUGAGCCUUGACUAAGAUCCAAUAAAUAUUAUUCAAUUGGCCAGGAUUUGGUGUGUGUCGAUGUUGGUUUGACUCAGCAGAUUAAAAAUGUAUGUGGUUCAGCGACUUCAGUACUGGAUCUAAGGAAGCUUCAAAUUUCAAUAUUUUUGUUGUUAUUCUAACCACCUUCCAGGCUUUUUGUGCAUAGCUAAGAGUCUUACCAAGAAUGUGGGGAACCUGCCUUCAUGUGAUGUACUUGGGCAAGAGGUCUUACUCUGAAACCGACCAGCCUCUUUCUCUCUCCUGCUAGUACACAGUGGGAAGCCACCUCUCAGCAUCGUCCGCCGUUUUGCCCACCUGCUGGAACGCAGCCAGAGGGACUACUGGGAGGAACUGGAGCUGCUGGAUCUCCAGGAGACUGUGGUGAGGGGAAUCCGCUUCAACCAGCAGCUGGAGAGCGACCUCAACCUCAUGGAUAUCAAGAUUGGAUUGCUGGUCAAGAACAGGAUCACCCUCCAGGUCAGAAGGGAGCAGCAGAACCAGGACUGGUGCCAAUUGUCAGGGGCCCUUGGCACGGUGCCUCCAGUGGGCCCCCACCCCAAUGUGGCUGCCCUUUCCUUUUUUCAUGCAGCCACUACUGCCAGAGCAGUAGCAGCCACACCAUUUAUCCCACUCCUCACUGGGGCUCCAGGUGGCCUUUUAGAUCUAUGUGGUGGGACAUUUUAUUUAGGGUGAACUAAAGUGGCAAGUGGCCACCAAGGAUGGGAACCAAGCUAGGCACACAUCCAGAAGCAGCAUCACUACCCACCCACCUCUUAAAGGGCCAUCUGGGCUCCUCCAGUACCGGACUUCCUCCUUUGCUCAGUCCUUCUGCCCCUUGCUUUUCUGUUGGGGGGUGGUUUUGUGACCUCCAAGGGCAUGCUCUAGAGUAGCCUUUGCCAAUCUGCUGCCCUCCAGGUGUUUUGGAGGGCACCAGGUUGGCAAAGUCCAUGUUAGAGAAACCACAUAUCACUUCUGCUGUGGCCAAGUUAGUUUCCAGGCAGAUAAUUUGUGCUGUCGACCAGUUAAGGUUCUGGUAAUAGUACAGCCUCUUCUGAUUCUUUUUCUCAAAGAAGCUGUUGCCAUUUAAUCCAUGAUAUUGCUGACCAACCUGUUUGCAGCCUGAUUUCUCUGCCAUCCAGGGGGGUGUAGCUUUGAGUUCAGAAAGAGGCGAGUUUGUUUGUUGUCGGUGCUCUGCAAACAAGGGGGGAAUGCUUUGUGUGUGUGUAUCAGUCGUCAGCUCUUCCCCUUGGCAGGAGGUGGUCUCUCACUGCAAGAAGCUGACGAAGAAGAACAAGGAGCAACUCUCUGAUCUGAUGGGCCGGAGCAAAGAGCAAGGGCUGAAGACCCUCAGCAGGGAGAAGCGGAAAAUCCUGGAGGCAUAUCAGCACCUCUUCUACCAACUGCAGGUUAGCUGGCGUCUUCCUACACAAUACCCAUGGCAAAAAUUAGUACUGUCUAUUAUUUUUAUUUCAUAAAAUUUAUGUACCAUGUGAUAAUAAAAAAACCAGCAACCUCAAAAGCAAUUGGGGUCUGUGACUAAUAAGGUGAGGCAAGCUAGCUUUAGGUCUGCACAGGGUGAUCGCAUCAUUUGCCCAUUUAACUUGUGGAAGUUCAACCAGGGGCAAAGAGAGCUUUUACACUCUGCCUUGCUUGCACACCAGCUCCAGAAGCCCCGGGAUGCUCACAUGCGGGUGGUGCCAAGGCUCUGAAUAUUCAUGUUUUUGCGCAUAUACACAGAACCCUUGGAACAGAAACCCCGUCUAAGAUGCGAUCGUACUGUACUCAAAUUCCCAAAGCUGUCUUUACACUGUUAGCCUUUCAUCACUGUCUUCUUGUGAUAAAAAGGUUCUUGUUUUUGUUUUGCAGCCUCCUUAAUAAAAUAUUUGCAUUAUUUCCUUGUGCAGCCUGUUAAAAGGGAGCUUUGGCCCUGAAUCAGGUACCUCGUUGCUUGGUUAUCUGCUACUGAGCCAUUUGUGGGCUUGGGGCUCCAACAACAAGGAGUGAACUGUUAGGCUUGUUUCUGGGCAUCCUUGGGAUUCACAAACACAAGAGCCAUCGUGUCCCUGACUCAGGAUUUGAAUGACUGCAGGGGGUAGCGGCAGCACUACCCAGCAGGGUUGGUUUUCCUUGGACAUCGUUUUGAGCUUUAAAGUCUCACCCUCACUUAUUCUGUACGUGUUUGCCCUGCAUGGGACAACAUUGUGAUCCCUGCUGCCAAACUGAGGGGUAGAGAAAAGCCCUUCUCCAUUACAUGACACCAAACAUUUCUUCAUAGUUAAACUAUGGAACUCCCUUCUGCAGGAGGCACCAAUGGCCCAUCAGCCUACAAGUCUUUCAAAAAGGACUGAGCAAAUUUAUGCAGGGGAAGGCUCUCUAUGGCUACUAGCCACAAUCAGCUUCCACAGUCAGAGGCAAUAAGGCUGAAAGAUUUUUGCCUAUGAAAAUCUCUCUCCUCCCAGACCCACCCAGUUUAUUUGGCUCGGCUGAUCAUGCAGAUGCCGCAGAACAAGUCCACAAGGUUCAUGGAGUCUGUGGUCUUCACCCUGUACAAUUACGCCUCCAACGCCAGAGAGGCCUACCUCCUGCUCCAGCUCUUCAGGAGCGCCUUGCAAGAGGAGAUUGAGUGAGUAUCCUGUUUCUUGAUCCUACGUUUUCUCCCUUCUCCCCUUAAGGCUUCUGCCUUCCUUGUCCUGGUUGCUGACAGCAUUCUCGCCUUAGUAAAGAUGUCAGCCUCCCUUUCCUAGGAACUGAGUCAGACCACAGAUCCAUCUAGUCCCAGUAUUCCCUUCCCUCACUGGCAGCGGCUCUCUGGCAUCCCAAGCAGAGAAGGGUCUUAUCCUAUCACCUCAUCCCUUUUUAACUAGCGAUGAUGAAGAGGACUCUGUAUGAGGUGCUGGUUUUGUCUUCUAACUGGUUAUUUCCGAGUGGCUUGUCACUCUGCCACAUCAUUUGCAGUGGCCUGAUUUGGUUUAUUGUUGCUCUAAAUAUGCAGUAGAAUGACCUGUCCUUUGUGGAGGCUCCCUGGUGUGUCUCCGAGUGAGUCACUGCUCUGGUGGAACCUGAGAACCCACCCAGAUCACUGGUAUGCAGAAAUAUAGAGAGGGGGACUAAUUUGUUUCUCUUACUAGCUCCAAAAGUAGACCUUUUUGCCAGGUGUAAAAAGGGCAUCGGACAUCAAUCGGCCAAAGAGGAACGUUUUCUCCUGGUGCUUAAAGGUGUAUAAUGAAGGACCCAGCCCAAACUCCCUGGGGAGAGCAUUCCACAAACAGGGAGCCACCACAGAAAAAGCUUGUGCUUUGAGUACUGUGCUCAUGUUGCAUUGCAGCUCAACUGCUCCUAUCAUGCUGCAUUCUUGCAGGUCGAAAGUCGAUCAGAUCCAUGACAUCCUCACGGGGAAUCCGACGGUUAUCCGCCUGGUGGUGAGCUUCUACCGCAACGCCCGUGGGCAGAAUGCCUUGCGCCAGAUCUUGGAGGGCCCCGUGCAAGAGGUCCUGCAAAACAAGACCCUGAGCAUCCGUACCAGCCCUGUGGAAAUCUACAGAGGGUGGAUCAACCAGAUGGAGUCUCAGAGUGGGCAGAAAAGGUCAGGAGGAACGUCUGUAUGUGUUUCUGUAUCUUUUAAUUCGGCUUCAUUAAAAAAGAAAACAUUGAUCUAUGUGACUCUUCACAAACAGGUAAAUAUUGACAGAAGUAUAAUAUGGCGUGAUCUAACUUAAAACUUCUUCAAACAUAGGCGUUCCGCAGGCCGAAAACUGUUUUAUUCCAGAAGCCUGCUGUCAGGGAACUGACAUCAGAGCGGGAGGCGAAGGGGAGGCUCCUAGAUGAUGCUGGAGAAGGACCCAGCAGCAGGGGGAGAAGCAGCUCAGUGGAGGGGGAAGCAUUUAAGCGCAACACCAGGAACAAAAGUGGGCAGAUGGGGAAAUCGGAGAGAGGGCUCACGGACUCUUCACUGGAACUCAGUGAGGAGGGGACAGGUCCUCCGCUACCUACGCCCUCCCUGCGCAGAAGGCUCCCGCGCAGUGAGAGGCGGAAGAGACUGGGUGUCAAACAACUCUUAUGUUGGAAGAGAUUCAAGAAACGCCCACUGACAGAUUCUGCUAGUGACUGAGACAGUCAUGAUGAGAAAGGGCUGUGCAGUCAGAAAGGUUUAACAAGGCAAAUUAGCCUAGAGAGGCACCAGUUUACGCACGAGUAACUCAUACUCAUCACACCUGCCUAGGCAUAUAAUUUGUUUUUGAAGUGUGACUUAUUCUUAUUUGUGUUAUCCUUUAUGUAUAUUUGCUUUUCAGUAGGCUUUGUGGAUUUUAACUUCAUUUUUAUCCAUAAUUUUAUUGUUUACAUCGCUUUAGAGAGCUCCUGGAUUAAAAGGUGUAUGAACUUUCUAAACAAAUAAAGAAAAUCUUCCUGCAGAAGUCAAAUGAUGUUUUGGGAAGGAGGGGUUGAGGGGUUCUCUCCUUCUCCUCUCCAGACUGAGGGGGAGGUCAGAGGAAGGAAGUGGUUGAAUUGAGGGUGAGUUACAACAAUUACAAGGUCCCCUGGUGAACCCCUGGUGAACUUUGUGGCCUAGUGCGGGAUUUGCACUCCCACGUCUAAUCUGCCACCCUGAAAAAGGGGGCAUUUCAACUCGUGUCUUUCUUGUUGUUGGUUGGUUGGUUUUGGAUGAGGCCUGGAAUGCAUUUGUGUGUUUCCACAGCAAUCUCCCGUACGAUGUCAGCCCUGAGCAAGCCCUGGGUCACCCUGAGGUGCAGAGGAGGUUGGACAUUUCCAUCCGCAAUCUCCUGGCGGUGACGGACAAGUUCCUCUCGGCCAUUACAGCUUCUGUGGACCAAAUUCCGUAUGAAUUUCUUGUUGUUUCGUGUGUGUUUUUAUGAUUCACUUUGCUCGGUCAUCACAGGGGAAAACAAGAUGGCCGCCCAGCUUUCCAUCCCAUCUUAGAAAUCCAGCCGCCUUACGCUGCUUCCCUUCCUUGAGUUUCUGCAUCAUACAAGCCACCAGCCUUACACCCCUCACCUUGCAGGGAUUCUCCCUUCUCCGCUCCUCACAACCCCCCACAUCCCAUGCCUAUGCUUUCUGUAAACCUAGUGCUAGAAUUUGUCUUUAAAGCAUAGAAUUUAUCUGAGCUCCCCAGGUGCAGAAGAAGUACUGAGGAGAUAAAUCAGGGUCUUGUAUCCCUAUGAAAAUGAUGGUAUAUUGGAAUAUGAGCUACAGUUUUUACUAUAAUGGGCACUUUGCUCUCCCUCUGCCCUCCCCUCUAGUUAUGGGAUGCGCUACAUUGCCAAAGUCUUGAAGACGUCCUUACGAGAGAAGUUUCCAAAUUCUACAGAGGACGAGAUCUACAAGGUGGGUGUAUUUAUGGCCUUGAGGGACGGAUGGCCGUAAUCAGCAGGACAAGAGUUCGAGUUGCGGUUUCUGGGGUGCGUUAGUGUGGGCCAAAUGCUUGCUGUAGCCGCGCCGGGAAGUGACUUUUAAGACGGCUGCCACACUAGCCAUUUUAUAUUCUUCUGACCCUCGGCUUCUCAAAGGCAGGACUUGGGUCUAAGAUUUAUAGUACUACAUUAUGAGUACUGCCUGUUGUUCUGUUUUUAAUCAUUCCUUUCAAAAUAAUCAGAGGGAAAUUGAAAAGGUCAAGGAGAAAUGGCGGGAAUCGGGGACUUGACAAUGAGGCUGAGAGAAAGAAGAUGUACCGAUGUAGUCCUGGCAUUUUGGCAGGAAAAAAAUGGCCUCCCCACACCAUAGUAUAAUACGUUAAACAAAUAUUAUCAGUUAUUCAAUUCUGCUUGGGAUGGAAGCUUUAAAAUGUUGGGCUCUAAUGAAGGCGACCCUGCUCAGUUGUAAAUGUUUAACACAGUCGGCCAACCCCUCUCCUAGGUUGUUGGGAACCUGCUCUACUAUCGUUUCAUGAACCCGGCUGUGGUGGCCCCUGAUGGCUUUGAUAUUGUUGACGUCUCGGCUGGGGUAGCGCUCCACCCCGACCACAGGCGCAACCUGGGCUCCAUUGCGAAGGUCUUGCAGCACGCCGCUGCCAACCAACUCUUUGAAGGGGAAAACAGCCACUUGCGGGUAGUGAACCAGUACCUAGAGGAAACCCACCUUAAAUUCAGGUUGGUUUGAAGAACUGCUGAGUGGAAUGAGGCCUGGAAACAAUGGGCACCUCUCUGCUUGGCCCUUGGGGCUCUCACAGGCCUUGUUCCACGCCCUCUUUGGGUGCUUUUGCCUGACUAGAAUGUGCUCUUGAACUGUGAUCCUAUCUCUUGCUUGGCUGGAAGGAGGAUAGAGAGUUCUAGGGGUGUGGAGUGGGGUCCCAGAUUCAGCCCCCCCAGUGGUUGGCCUGAGAGAGUCCUGCCUGAAACCUUGGAGAGCUGCUGCCAGUCAGUUCAGACAAUACUCUGCUAGAUGGACCCAAUGGUCUGACUCAGUGUAAGGCAGCUUCCUGCGUUCUUAUUAAUCAAUUUCCUAAAGAUAUUUGGAAGUUAAAAUUGAACAUACAAAAGCUUCACUGGCUAGCUUUGUACUAAUUUUUUUUCUCUUGGCCUUUAUGUUUCUAUCUGUAAAAUGGGAGUAUCAGCCAGUUACAUUGCACCUGAUCCCUGUGCUGCUCUGCUGCUUGGUUUUUUUGUUUUGUUGGUUGAUUGAUGAGAAAAAGAUUAGAUCCUGCAAGUCUGAAGUCUUCCCACCUUUACCUUAAGCCACUAAUAUGUUACAUCAGACUAGUAAAGAAUCAAAUGUAUGGGCUUUUAUGCAUGACUGCAUUGAAUUAAAGGCGUCAUGGAGAGGGUCAGGCCUCCAAAUAUCCUAGCCUUGAAGUAAACGACCCGACUUGAGCAUGAGUGUGUGGGGAGGGGGACACCCUUCAUGGUUUGAUUUGGUUUUUCAUUCUGCACCUUCUAGAAGAUUCAUCAGUGCUGCCUGUUCUGUCCCUGAACCAGAAGAGAGGUUUAAUAUUGACAAGUAUUCAGAGAUGGUGGCCAUCACAAAGCCAGUGGUCUACAUAACAGUUGGGGAGCUAAUUAACACACAUAAGGUGAGGGGGUGAAAUUAUACUUACUUACUUACUUACUUACUUACUUACUUACUUAGCCAAACCUUUAUUAGGCAUUACAAAUAUAGGCCAUCAUAAAACAUCCAUAUAUAUAAAUUUUUAAAAGAUAUACAAAUAAACAGCCAUGUAAAAAUAGGUAAUAACAAGGAUUUUUAUUGGAGUUUCGUCCUGCUAAAUAGUGCCAUUCACCACUCUAUCUAUCUGUCUAUCUACUUUGGGAACCACUGGUCCAAACUAUGCACAAUGAAGUUAUUAACAAAUGCUUCACAGAAAACACUAAGCCAAACAGUGGUUCUCAACCUUGGGUCCCCAGAUGUUUUUGGCCUACAACUCCCAUGAUCCCUAGCUGACAGGACCAGUGGUCAGGGAUGAUGGGAGUUGUAGGCCAAAAACAUCUGGGGACCCAAGGUUGAGAAGGGCUGGAACUUUAGAAGGAACAUUCACACCUGUGGGUUUCUGGAGUAAAGAUCGCGGCAACAGUGCUCCUGCCUGGUUCUGAUGCUACUGUGCUACCCGACUGAGCCACAAUUUUAUUGUUCUUGAUUUGCCAUUCAUAAACCAUGAUCCUGGGUUCAGAUGUUACCUUAAACCAAACCAUGGUUUAGUGCCCGGUAGCCCAGUAGCAACAGCACUGGGGGAAGAAUGAUGUGGCUGUGGUCUUCACUCUGGGAUACUUCAGGUUUACUUGUUCACACUAAGCUAUCAUUUUCUGUGGAUAUUAGUAAUUAACUGUGCCACUGAUGCUUUUGUAUUUGCUGUCAUAGCACCCUCUUGUGGCAAUGAGUUCAGUUGGCUACCUUAUUCUUGAUUAAUUUUUCUUUCACUUCCCCUGUUCCAUUUUUGCUCAAACUCCUGUUCCCUUUUUAAACUGGAUUUUUACAUCUGUUUUUAAAAUAGCAUUUUAUAUUUAUAUUGGUUAAUUGGUGCUUUCAAGCAUUCUGAUGCAUUUAUUUUAUUCUGGUGUCCUUGUAUGUUUCUUUGAAUGCCUUUUUGGCAGAAAAGCAGCCUAAGAUAUUUAUGCACAUAAAUAAACAAGCAUUGCAUUUAUGGCCUUUCAUCUUUGGUGAUUUGAUAGUUGCUGCUGGAGCACCAGCGUUCCGUGGCUCCUGAACCUCGAGACCCUCUACACGAACUUCUAGAAGACCUUGGAGGCUUGCCCACCAUCCAGUCUCUAAUGGGUAAAGCACAGCACAAAUUUCAACUUGACAAAUUACAUUUUCCAGAGGGGUAGUUGUGCUAGUCUCUCUUGCAGGAAAAGCGACGAGAGUGACUUGUGGGACCUUAAAGACUAACACAUUUAUUGUGGCAUAAACUUCCAUGAAUCAUAGACCACUUCAUCAGAUGCAUGUUGCCAGAAUGAUAACCCAGUUAACACUCCUAAGAAUGUGGCGGUACUAGCAAUAGAAGUGCUAUCUUGAACAGUCCCUGUGAUAGGGGGAGAGAUCACUGCUAAGGACUGGGUAGGGAAGUAAAAGAAUAAAGUAUAGUUCAAUCCUCUGCAGGCUUACCCACAACCCUUCCUGAACAUUGAGGCCCCUGUCUAUUCAUUUGCACACAUGAGUAAAGACUUACUUUUCAUUUGUAAAAAUAUUUCUUUCUCGCAGUAUUUGUGGCCAAUAUCAGGUGGAAUAUGCCGUUCACUGUCUGUUGAUCUGUCCUUUAUUUGGGAUUCCAAGAGAGAUUUCUGAAACCUUUGCUGACAUACUGAAACAGGAAUGCCUUGGUAGAAACAAUCAAAUUUCUUUUGAGUGACACAAGUGGCUUCGUGAUACAAAAAGUAGCUCUUUUUUGCACUGGCAGCAAAAAAAAGACUAGAAGGAAAGAGUUAGAUUAUAUUGCUGUGAAUUGUUUUGGAGAUGCCGAGGUUUAAUCUGAAGCUGAGAUAGCUAGUGGUACUUAUGAUUUUUCUUAUUUUAUAUUAUUGAUGUUUGUUUUAUUAUUAUUUGCAGGUGACAGUGUGGGACACGGAGCCAAUGGGACUUCGGAGCAAACUCUGACUCAGCUCGCCAAGACGGAAAUUUCACUCAUCCUUGGCAACAAAUUUGAUGUGGCGGAGGCCAAUAUUGAGGGGGGAAAGGAUACGGAAAGCUUGCUGUUGAGGUGGGUGGAUGACUGCAUUGUAACAGGCCUACCCUGGCUUUUGGGAUACGAAUGCUAUCUGAGGACUCAGCAACAUGAGGCUGUUUCUAUAUCUUAAAGAUAUAGUUUUAGGUGUAUCAAUUAUAGCAAAAGCCUUUUUAAAAAGGAUGAUGAUGCAUAACCACUCUGGGCUCGUACAGGAAGAAUAAUUAGAAUUGCAAUGAAUAAUAACCACCAAGAAAGUCACAAGAGUAAACAAUGGACAUGCCCACAUUUAAAGACCUGAAACCUUUCGAAUAUUAAAUAAUGUCAGAGACAGGGCAGAGUGCAUCACUAUCAUUUUUGUAACUGGCAGAAAAUUACAAGCAAACCCGCCCAAACAGAAAAAUGAUGUUUGCGUGUGAAUUGACUUCCUGGGCAAGAUAUAUAAUCUAGGUGCUCCCAGGAAGCUGCCUAAAUUUGUUCAGGGUUAGAGCCAAAAUCCCAUGCCUAAGAUCCUGGUUCUUGUUCCAACAACCCAGUGUGAAAUUUUGCCUAAAGAAGAGAUGUCCUUGCCCAGGUGCCUGUCAAUCCUAUUUUGCUGUGAAUGUAAGAAGAUUCUUUAGACUGAGUCAGCUCAUUUGUCCAUUAAGCUCAGUACUGCUGAACAUCAGGCUUUGCCCAACCUAGUGUUGUCUAGAUGUUUUGGACCACAACUCCCCUUCACUCCAGCUAGCAAAGCUGUAGUCCAGCGUGUAGGCCAUGUUGGCUGGGGCUGAUGGAACUUGUAGUUCAAAACAUCUGGAGAGUAUGAUAUUGGUGGAGGCUGGUCAACGCUGAUAGGUAGCGGCUCAGCCAAAGGAAUACAGUAUUUUUCAGCCCUUAUUUCCAUGGUAGUUUUAACUAGAAAUUCCAACAAAUGAACCUGGGCAUGCAAAGCAGACCCUCGACUCCUAUUUGCUGAGGUUUCAUAGAGAUCUCCAGCUGGAAUGAUAAAGCAACUAUCCUGCAUUAAAGCACAGUAAUUGUAGUGGGGUGGGAGAGCUGAAAAUAAUGACAAGGUAUUUCAGCAGGAGGCUUAGUUUGGUCCGAAUCAAGUAUACACUUCCAGAGUUAACGCUGAAUACGUUACUUCUGGUAAAUGAGCCACAAAAGCUGCUAGAGGCCUGUGAAAAUUUGUGUCUUGAGCUUUUUAGACUCGGCUACCCAUGUACUGUCUGAAACCAAAGGGGCACAUUGGUUGCCAGAUGUGCUUCCCCCCCCGCUCUUACCCCCCCCCAUUGGUUUGGGAAAUGCUCGGGGGAGGUGGGGCGAGUGAAAAUGUCCUUUCUCUGCAGAUACCAAAACUGGAUCACUAUUUUCUUCUAUCUUUUAAAGCACUAAGCAGAUGCUGGUCGAUGUGAUCCAGUUCCAACCUGGCGAUUCUCUUGUGGAGAUGCUGCAGACGAAGGCAUCAGAGGAUCAGGUAAGUCCGUUCUGCAACAUAGGUGCCUGUGUGUAUUGCAGAAAAUGGAAGGCACAGCCAAAAGGUUUUUAAGUUGUUAAAAACAAAAUCAAUUUCUGGAUGGAUAAAUAUUUGCAAGUAAAUCUUGAGUGUAUGCAGUUGUACCAGGCUAUCUGAAUGAUCAUGAGACCAUUUCUCACUCUUAGUAAGUGAAAUUCAGCAUGUAAUGAUUGGCCAUCGAUGCAGCUUUAAAGCUAAUAAAACCCAUCAUGCAGGACAUUGGCAAGGCACCACUCUCCCUUCCUACCUAUUGUGAAAUAUUUUCCCUUUAGCGUAAGUAGAAAAGCAUGAGCCGGUCUUCUCUUUCUCUCCAGGAAGCCCUCCACCACCACCUUAUGAAGAGAAGGGCCUUAUGCAAUGCCCAAGCCCCAGACAAGCUGAGAUGCAACCACACUCUGGUCAGUAACAGCCACCUCUCAAUAGCAGAGAAGCAGCGGAUCAUCCUCAAGAAUCUGCGGCGUCUUGAGAGCCUGGGCAUGGUGGACUCUGCCAACCAGUACCAGGACAUCAUCAAUGAGAUGGCCAAGGUAUGCAGGGCUCUGUGCCUGAGAAAUCUCAAGGGAAGAACAAGAGACAAGGAACAGGGAAUGGAGAAGAAUGUACCAUGCAUCACAAGGGGCAAAAUAUUUUUUAUUGCUGGGAUGGAUCUAUAGCUAUCUAUCUGCCUUCACCUACCUGAUACCCUCAAGUUGUUUGGGACUGCAAGUCCCAUCAGCCCCUGUCGACACAGCCAUAUAAUGCUGUGGCUGAUGGGAGUUGUAGUCCAAACCAUCUGGAGGGUGCUCAUUAGAUCUCUUUCUAGCCAACAAAGCAGGACAGUCCACUUUGGGGAAGGGCUUUGGCUUGGUGGGCAAACAUUUACUUUUCUUGCUGAAAGUCCCAGGUUCAAUUUCCGGCAGCAUCUUCAAGUGAGACUUGGAAACAGUGUUCGAAAUUCCCAUUGUUCUAGGCGCGUUUUGCGACAGGGAAUUUUAUUAGCACAAGCCAUUUCUGAGCUCUGGGCACAGUACUGAGCCUAAGAUUUCAGAUUAAAACUUGUCACUGCUGGAAGAAAAGGAGGACCUUUUUCUGCCUCCCCACUUCCAGCCACUCUCUGAAGACUAGAGGAGGGCCCUUCAUAAGAAUAUUAGGGGGCAGGCAGGGGAAGUAUGGCUUUGUUUUUUGCAGUCUUCAGAUAGACCAUGUGAAAAGUGAACAUAAGAUUUCAGCUGCAGUUCGUUCAUUUUCAGCUUUGCAUUCUUGUUUUUAAAAAAGCGCACCUAAGCACUCCAUUGCAGCGCCCAUAACCUAGGCUUAAGGUGCCAUUUAGCUCCUAGAUUUCAUAUCUCAGUUUCUAACACUGCUUGGAAAUACUCCCUGCCUGAAACCCUGGAGAGCUGCCGCCAGCCAGUGUAGACAGUACUGAGCUAGAAGGGCCAAUGGGCUGACUGCAUCAAAGGCAGCUAUAAAAUAACAAUAACCCCAGUAAGAAUAGCAAAGAAGGUUAAGGAACAGAACUGGGAGGAAAAUGAAUGCAGCGUAACAAGGAGGAGAGAAAGAAUUGCUUUGUAUGCUUCCAACGGUCUCAGCUUAUGCUGGGCCAAAUCUCCUUUGCACAUACCCUGCCCUUCUCGCCCAUAGGACAUCCGGAACCAGAGGAAGUACCGACAACAGCGCAAGACGGAGCUGGCCAAGCUGCGCCAGAUUCUGCACAGCCUCAGCACCAAGAGGAUGUUUUUUGAGGAGCAGGUCGACUACUACAACCAGUACAUCCGGACGUGUCUGGACAACCUGGCAGCUAGAAACAAGUAAGCCUGGUAUUAAUCUCAGGCUUGUAACUGAUGCACCUGAGCCAGAAAUUGUGUGUGUGUGCAGGCUGUAGCUCAGGGCUUGUUCUCCGCUUGCAUCAGGUCCCUGGCAAAAUGUAAUGUGGCCAAGGGUAUCUAUGCCCUGGUAACCUUCAUGUUGGAUUACUGCAAUGGGGCUUCCUUAAGGAUUUUGCUUUUAGGUAAUUGCCACUCUGUCCUUGGCACCUUCAUUUUCUAUCAUCUAUUUUUUUAAUUCUGUGAAAAUCCCCGAGAUCUUCUGAUGAAGGGCACGAUAUAAAUUGAAUCAAUAAAAUGAAAUGAAUAAAUCUCACUUCCAUCUGAAUUCAGUUGCUCAUGCUACCUACACUCAUACAUUCUGGCCAGGCCAAAGCACUUGAGGGGAGGGCACAAAGCAGGGCGAGUUUGGCGUGGGGGAGUGGCUGGAGAGAAUCCUUAGGGCUGGAUAGAGCUGUUUGGAGGGCCAAUUGUGGCACUUGGGCCUGAAGUUAUUUUUCCCCUCCCCCUGCUGUAUACAGUCGUACCUUGGUUCUCUAACAGAAUGCGUUCUGGGAGUCUGUUCAACCCCCGAAACCAUUCGAAAACCAAGGUGCGGCUUCCAAAAAUUGUUCAAAAACCAGAACACUCACUUCCAUACUUCAAUCGUUCAGCAGCCGAUUUGUUCGGGAGCCAAGGCGUUUGAAAUCCAAGGUCCGACUGUAUAUCCUUGCCAAAGAGUUUUCUUCGUAUAUUUUUACUACUGCUUUUAUUGUAUGGUUUUUAUAAUUUUAUAAUCCUGUAUAUGUGAGAAAGAGUGUGUGUGAGGGUGGGGGGAUGGCCUGCAUGCACCUCCCCCCAGGGGUUGGCCAAGGGUGCGGGUGACCGUCUGGCCUAAAAGGACUAGCCAGCCCUGGGCUACACCAGCAGUUGAGGCAUCCUCUGGCUUGGCUUGUGUUCAGUAAAGGGGGCAAGUAGAUGGGCAGAGUCGGAAGGGACUAUGAGGGUUGUUAAAAAGGCCCUGUCUACAAACACCAUGCAUAUCCCUUUCUUUUACAGGCCCAGCAAGAAACAAGCAACCUUACAUUACACAGCAGCCCGCCUCUUUGAGAAAGGUGUUUUGCUGGAGAUUGAAGACCUGCCAGCCAGCCAGUAAGUCCAGGCGCCUCCUGCCCUCUCCAGUUCCAUCCAAUGGAAACUACAGCUCCUCUCUCCAUGCUCUCAGGCUUUUGUAACCAGCCUCUCCCCAGAGUGCUCGUUCUUGAACUUGGUUGCCAGCUCAUUUGCGUGGUCUGCUCGUGUGAGCCGUCUAAGGUCGAACCAGCAAGCUUGCAUGAAAUCAGAGUUUAUGGGCUUUAGCUCAGUGGCGGAGCAUGCAUUUGGUGGCUGAGUUCGAUUUGUUCACUGCUGAAAGCCAAACCACUAGCCACUAUUCCAUGCUGUCACUUGGUACCAAGAAUUAUCCCAGGAUCCUGACCUCCAGUUGCCCUCUUUCUCCUCUAUGGUUUUAAAAUUGCCAUCAUUUCCCCCCCCCCCCCCUCUUUUUCCAGACUCAGGAAUGUGAUAUUUGAAAUAAUCCCUUGCGGUGAAGCUGGCAAGUUCCAGGUGAAGGCAAAAUUUAUGGGAGUUGACAUGGAGAAGUUUCAGCUCCACUACCAGGUAAGGAGCUGGCAGAGCUGUCCUUUUGCUCAAAUUAUAACAUUGCCAGUGUGCAAUUCUAGGUUCACGAGGACAGUUCCAUUCUUAUGUUUAUUUCCAAGGAGCUCAAGGUAGUGUGCUUUAUUGCUGUUAUAAUUUAUUUAUUAAUCGCCUUCUAAAUCUGAAGGCAAUUUAAAACAUUUUUAAAGACUGAAAUCAGCAAAAAAGCAGACUAAAACACACAACAACAUCUGGGUAGGCUUGUUGAAACAAACAAUUUUUUUAGCAGGAGCCAAAGAGUACAGUGAAGGUGCCUGCCUUGUAUCAAUAGGCAGGGAGUUCCAUAGGGCGGACGCUACCACACUUAAAUGCGGCUGACUUUCCUCUCUCCAUACCUGCUCUUUCUCAGGACCUUCUCCAGCUCCAGUAUGAGGGUGUCGCCAUCAUGAAAAUGUUUGACAAAGCCAGAAUCAACGUCAACCUCCUGAUCUUCCUCCUCAAUAAGAAGUUUUUCAAGAAAUAAAUGAAGGCCUGAAGGUCAAAUGGGCACCAAUGUCUUCUAGGCGUAGCUCGGUGGUACCAAAGAGACAGUGGUGCUCACAGUGCUUUUGUGUUGAACCACAAGCAAGCCCACGAUAAUCAACUCAAAAUUCCUGAUUCUGGCUUAAUUCUCACUGGGGUGGUGGUCAACCUGCAUCCGGGCCGGACCACUUCAGAAAGACAGGACUGGAUGCUUCUCUGCACAAAAUUUUGUUUUCUUUUAAUCCUUGCAUGUAGAAUGCUUGCAUCUCAGGGAGAAGUCUAAGGUAGAACUGUUCUCUCUGGGAUCGUUUACAAUGUGCUGGGAAUUUACUUGUACAAUGGGGUCUUCCAUAAUAAUGUGGGCCCCCAUGUAGAGUCACUAGAUGCAAGUAUUUUUAAAGUCACAAAGGCUGGAUUUAUCAGAGAGGAGAGGGGGAUAUUUAUGCUGGCCCUGUGCCAGCCUUCCUCAACCUGAUGCCCUCCAGAUGUUUUGGUCUACAGCUUCCAUUGGCCCUAGCCAGUGCAUGCUGGGAUCAAUAGUCCAAAACUUCUGGAGUGCACCAGAUUGGAGAAAAAGAUGCUCUGCAAUCCUUCAUCAGCCAGUCUCUGAUGAAGAGUCAACCAUACACUCCCCAAUUAGUGAUGGAUGGAAAUUUUACACACCAGGAAAAUUUCACUCCUAUUCUGCUUUGUUUUUCUGUGUCUCUGAUUUCUACUGAUUCCAUAUGUGUCUGUGUUACUUCCUUCUUUGAUGCAACUACAACAGAAAAUAAGUUCCAAUAGACUUGACAUUAGAGAUACCAAAGACCCUCAACUGUUGUUUUUUAAAAUUCCAGUGUGCUUUUUAAAAAAAGUUAUUUAUAUCAGUGCAUUUUUAAAAAUAAUGCUUGGAAUGCUGUUGCAAAAAUACUGACAAUUAAGGGCCCCUGCCUGAUCUCUGGAAAUCCAAGUAUUGACCGGCAAAUGUUUAAUUAUGAUAUCUAGUUUGCAUUAAUGCUGUCAGCUGCUGGGUUAUAUCAUUAUUGCUGCUUUAAGAUAUAUUCCACCAUUCAGCAGCAUUUAGAUUUGGUUUAUGUAAUUGCUGAACUAGUGGAAGUCUAGUGGGCUUUUUAAAAAAUUAUAUAUUCAAGGGAUUUGAUAAUAAAUAAAUAGAAUUGUAUUUAAUUUGUGGGUCAUAAUUCACUCUUAAUAGAGUUUCAAAGAUGAGUGCUUGGGACAGCCUUUGUCAACCUGGUUCCCUGCAGGUGCUUCUGACGACAACUCCCAUUGACCCCAGCUGGCAUGGCCAUUUUGGACCACAAUUAUUUAUUAGUAGCAUUUACCCCAGAGAGUGAAAAGGUUCCUUCUGAAUAUGAAGGGUUUAGUCUGCCUCUUGAGUGUUACUUAGUUCAGCCUUCACCAAAUGUCUUCAUUCCAGGUGCUUUAGACUACAAAGCCCAUCAGCAGCUACAGCUGUGCUGGCUGGGGCUGAUGGGAAUUAUAGUCACUGAUGGAGCUAGAUCAGUGGUUAAUAAUAACAUUAAUAAUAAUUUAUUAUUUAUACCCCGCCCAUCUGGCUAGGCUUCCCCAGCCACUCUGGGUGGCUUCCAACAAAAUAUUAAAAUACCGUAAUACAACAGUGUAGCAGGAGAGGAUGGCAAGUGUGGUGUGAAGAUUCAGGGACAACCAAAGAAACAUGAAGACAUUUCAGUGCAAUACGGUAUAGUAUAGUAUAAAAAAAUUAUUUAUUUUUUAAUUUGCAGAAUAUGGAUAGAUAUCUCUUCAAAAUGAGAGCAAGAGCAUCAAGUGAUAUUGAGGACAAUCCUAGUUAUGUUUUCCAGUGUUGUUCUUAUGAAUAAAAAAAUAGGUGUGGCAUGAGCAAGUUUUUAUUCUGAAAAUGUGGCCCAGAGAAACCACUGAGCUAGAUAAAUUUAGACCAAAGACUUAACUGCUUCACAUAGCCAUCUAAAGACAAUUAACAUUUUUUUCCUCCCACCUCUAUCCCAUGCUUUCCAACUGCUUCUGUAUUCCUGUGAUGUUAGAUGGGGGGGACGGGACCCAAACAAAAGCCACUUUCAUUAACUGUGAUUGAAAUGCAGAUUUGCAUUUUAAAAACUCACUUAACUUCUCCCCUAAUGCUAAAUUCACCACUUAGAUAUGCUAAUCGUUCUGGUACAUAAAUGCCUUAAAUAAAUAAAUGCAUUUGCUUUGG